Molecule: messenger RNA, 46147 nt
Organism: Paramuricea clavata
Lineage: Eukaryota; Metazoa; Cnidaria; Anthozoa; Malacalcyonacea; Plexauridae
Source: the annotation of a GenBank genome assembly
AUGCGACUGCAGUCCUCAGUAAGAUGGUCAGUCGAAAGUCGACCUGCUGGUAUUCAAAUGCAGGAUUUCCAAAUAAGAAAUGAAAGUCAAGUCUUGUCAGCCAAGUGCGGAGGAAACUGUGGCAAGUGUAGCCCGACUGGAGAUAUGUUGAUUGAACCGUUACACUGUGGUAAGAAUUUGAAUUAAAGGUUACACGACGCAAUAUUUUCUGCAGCUUGCAACGCAGUUUCGGAUACAGAGUCAGUCAUGUUACGUGCGUUGACAAACUGCGAUUUGUCUUGGUCGUGGCUCAUGGAUGGACUAGAGGCAGGUUAAUUUUCAAGAUGGCCGCCAUGAGUUUUUAAGAUCAUUAAAACGUAAAAAGUCAACAACCAGCCACUUGCAACAAUACUAGACCUUACCCUCACCCCACAACCAACUAACUCUAAUCCUAACCCCAAUGCACAUGUGGAAUACUGACGCAAACUCUUAUUUCAGUUUUGGAACCAUUUCGUAAACUACCUCUCGUCCAUCCCUUUUAGACAUUACCGCUUUGUCUUGCCGAUUUCAGAGGCACGUAAUAGGUGGCGAACAACAUCCGUCGACCUCACCAACCGAUAAUAUUCGUCAUUAGCGUUAUAACCUAAAGUCAGCCCGACAAUCGUAGUGUAUAAACGUGCCUGAAAAAGUAGUCAGCAGGGAAAUUUUGAGCAUAGCUAAAUAAAUCUACUCUCAACCAACACUUCCGUUAUACAUAAUAUACUCUUAAGGUAUGAAAAAUGGGUCAUGCUUCGCAUGCAGACAGCAUGCAUGAGUCCAUGUCUGAAAUUGUUUUGCAAGUUGCAGCAUAAAUUGCCUUAAGACUAAGAAUACAGGAUGUCCCAUGCAAAGAGGUUUGGUUGCACAGUAGCUGUGCUUUUCUCCUCCGACUGGAGAUCUUGUUCUCUAGUAUACAAAAUGUUCCAGGUUUUGUCAGUGAACCUUGUCGGACUUCUAUCGCUAGUGGGAACAGAUUAGAACUUCUGUGUUUGUUUGAGUUGCAUGUGAGGAGAGUGCUUCCAGUUCGACGUUACAAAACACCACAGGUUCUCUCCAGGAACUCCAGUUUCCUCCUCUAGUAACACCGCCGGGAUCACAAAAGUUGACUAAAAUUGUCCUAUCAGACUAAAAUUUCUCUGUAAUUAAAGUUAAUUUAGAUUUCCUCCAGUAGUAACAUUGCAGAAAUUAACUAUAGGAGCAUUCGUACCUCGAAGGCAAACAGCUUAGAACUAAGGGCUGUCCAAUAAGUUAAAGUUAAGUUUGUGUAACACUGGAUGAUUAUUACUGGAUCUUUAGAACUGAUAGAGAUAUUCAGUCUGAAUAAAUCUAGCUUACGUCGGGUUUCCUCCUUUGAAUAGGCCAGGAACCUUACAAUGUGGGACGGCAGCGUGACGACGACGGCUAUUCAUACAAUACGAUUCAUAAUAUUUAAGGAGAAAAAAAUUAAUAUCUCACAGGAGUUUGAGACGUUAUCAACAGUCUGUUUACAACGGGAAACUACACUUUUACGUCUUGGAUAAAACUCCUGCAUUUGAAGACACGAGAAGUGAUACUCCGCAAAUUAGCUCAGUACUACAGUCGGAACUUGCUGCCGUCCUACAUCGUAAGGUCUCUAAUAACACUGGACCAAUAAGAGAUAACCGUUAGCUAUCUUUACUAGACCUUCAUGGGAAGAGCAGUUGAGAACUUCUAAUUUUCCAAGAUAAAUGAAGUUAGUUUAGUUUAGUUUAUCUAUGUGUUUCUUUAUUCCUAGGCCCAUGUGAUGGAGUAUCCUGUGACUUCCAUGGCACAUGUCAACAUGAACCGUUAUCUUUCUCAGGAUUUCGCUGCGCAUGUCCAAACUGUACGACAGAAAGACGCACAAUUACAGACAGUAGGGUGUGUGGUAGUGAUGACAUCACUUAUGAGAGCGAAUGUUUCAUGAGGAAGAAUUCUUGUCUGAAAUUGAUAAAGAUCACGAUUGCCUACAGAGGACCUUGUAGUAAGUGGAGCCAUGUUUUACUUUCUAGCUUAUCUGAAAACAAGCAAAAUGCUUCGAACUUCGAAGUAGCAAAAACAAAUGUGGCUAAUGUUGUUUAUGUUGUUGCUACCCGAUUCACAACGUUAGAUAACUCGCAUGCCCAGUUACUAUUGCUCUAGUUUGUAUAGGAAAUUACACGGUUCGAGAAGUAUUAUUUAAAACAUGACCAGCAGUGUUUUAUCAGAUAUAAAGAUACGAGGUGAAGCUGAGUUUCUUUAGGUCUGAUAAAACACGCACUGCGAAUGUUUUAAAUUGCUUCAAAAACGAUCAAUCUAGUAAGAUUGAUAAAAAAAUAGGUUGUGUAAGUCGAAAAAGUCAAAAUUAAAGUUUACGUAAAUCAAGGGAAAUCUCUAUCACGUAUAAGGAUACGACACGCUUAUGAUUUUUCUUUGUGUUUUCCUCAUAAAUUAUUAAUGAGUUUUUGAAUAAGAUUGAAAGUACUUGGAUAUCUCUAGUGAAUUAGUCGCAUCGUCUCAUUUUAUCACCGUGCUGUCUCCUUAUGGAACGAACUCCUAGAGAACAUUAAAUGUAGUUUAUCAGUUAAUAAUUUACACUCGAUAAUUUCUUUCUACAAGACCCAUUAUUUUUACCAAAUGCUGACCCUCCAAUAUCCCUCUAUUUCACUCAGUAACCAAAAGGGAAGAGGUUUAUCACAUCUUCAUUCAUUUCUACUGUUUAACUUUCUGCAGAUCCUUGUGAAAACAUCACGUGCGCGAACCAUGGUUUGUGCAAGAGAGAUGCAAACUCCGUGAGUGGAUAUCGCUGUGAAUGCCGGGAAUGUACACAUCAUGAAAACACAGUCGUGGUGUGCGGCAGUGAUCGCAGGACGUAUCGGAGCAAAUGUGAAUUGAAACGUGAGUCGUGUCGGAGUAGGAGAUAUAUCACCAUCCGUUACCUUGGUCGAUGUGGUAAGUUGUUGUUGCGAGUCAUGUAGUUUGACUCUACCAUAUAUGACUCUACCCACCGCAGAUUACUUCGGGUACACACGUAACGAACUUGUCAACAAGAUGUGUUCGCAACAGGCUUGUACUAGCAAGCUCGUCAGCAAGUUGUAACAAUGUUGUUGUCUUAUCAAGUUUCUACAAGCUUGUCACUCACAACUUGUUGACAAGUUCGACAAGGACGAUAAAAAGUUGUUGGAGCAACUUGUCAACAAGCUGGGAGCAAGCAGUGCGAACACCUCCUGUUGACAAGUUGUUGGAACAGUAUUGCUACAAUUAAGUCUGCAGCAGGUUUGUUACAACUUGUGCGUUUUUACGUGUGUAAUCCAGUUCCCUCGUGAAGUACACUGGCAGCCUUUACACGAGCCCGCCUUGGCUAUUACUCAUACUUAUAUGCCACGCUUAGUUGCGAAUUCAGAUCACUCGUGAUGAAGACACUAGACUGGAUACAAUUGCCUCGUUUUUGUGUCAAAUACUCACUCAUGUUUUGUGCUUAGUAGGGUUGAAAAUUACUUUGUUAUUGAGCCCAAGAACAGCAAGAAAAAAUUCGUCUAGGAAAACAUGGGAAUAUAAUCUUUAGAAUGUUAGGGUGUGUAAUCCAAGUGAGUAUAUAUACAUUUUAAGACCUGACCAGGAACGACUGCGCAGGUCGUUCCUGGUCAAGUCGUUCCUGGUCACGACUUCGCAGUCGUUCCUGGUUAGGUCUUAAAAUGUAUAUAUACUCACUUGGAUUACACACCCUAACAUUCUCAUAUUAAUUCCACCAAGUGAAGUGCAAGAAACCAAAUCAUUGAAUAUAAUCUUUAUCUGCCACUGACAUGCUAAAAUAAGUUAACAUGGAAACGAGGCCAUUGGGUAAAAGAGAAUAAUCGGAAAGGUCUAUUUCGAGUAUAAUUAAAAUUUUAGAUUAAUUUUUACCUUUCGUACUUUUAAGACCCGUGCCGUGGAGUAAACUGUGCAAAUUAUGGCGUAUGUAAGCCAAACCCUCGUGCUUUUCUUGGCUAUCAAUGUCAGUGUCCAACACAUUGUCCACCUGACGUAUCCAAAGUUUGUGGCAGUGAUGGAAGAACAUACCGCAGUGAAUGUGUAUUGAGGCGUGAAUCGUGUCAGCGGAAGAUUACGAUUGUAAUUUCGUACCGAGGAUCGUGUGGUGAGUUGAAAUAUGACUUGACAUUCUAUCAUUUUUUAUUGAUCUUUUCCGAAAAUGAUCCUGAUUGCUGGAUUUCAGCAGAUGGAGGUGAACUUGUGAAAUUUUGAAACUAAAUUGAGCUCGAUCUCUCUUUCUGUUCCAAAAAGAGACUACUAAUUAUUUAGUAAUUAACAUUGUUAAAUCAUUAAUAAUUUAUGAAAAUAAAUGAAAAAAAAGUUCAAUGAGUAUACAAAAAUAACAAAAUUUUUCUGACUUUCGUGUAUACUAUUUCCUCGAUUUUCUCAGUUAGUAAAACCACGUCUUUUUGAACAAAAUUUCUUAAAACACGAUUGUUGAAAUUCUGAUACAACAUGGCCGCAUACUAUUAUUUUCUCUUUAAGAUAAAUAUUAAUGCCCAGCAGAAAAUAUGUAAACGAGCCAUAACAAAAAUAUAGUUUUAAAAGUUUUGCCCCCAAUCUUCAGUUUCAUCUUCUUGUAUAACUUGAAGAAUUGAAGACCUUUACUGAACCUCUAGAAAUAACUGCAGUUUAAGUAACUUUAUAUAGCUAAGGGUUCAGUAAGGACAGUCUCUGUCUAGCUGGUUGCAUAGAUAACCAAGAAGUCAUUUCAUAUCGGUCCAGUAUUACUGCAGGAAGAAACCGGAGUAAUUUGUGAAAACAUGUGUUUUUUUUUUCAUAAUUCCCGACUGGUUUAGCUACACUGAAGUAGAAUAAGCCGAUACCGGGGCAAACUAUGGAAUAUGAGCCAUCGGCCCAUCGCUAAAUUCCGGUUUCUCGUCGUCUUUAUACCAAGCUUAAGGUCGCCGUAUUUUGAGAAAUACAGAUAGAGGAGAAAAAUAAUAGGGACAGUCUCUAUCUAGCUGGUUGCAUAGAUAACAAAGAAGCCAUUUCAUAUUGGUCCAGUAUUACUACAGGAAGAAACCGGAGUAAUUUGAGAAAACAUCUGGUGUUUAGCACAGUAUAAUUACAGCCAUUAUACUCUUAUGAUAAAAACAUAUUCUAGGAAUCAAACCGCGGUUGCAGAAAUGAAAGCCACAAGCACUAAUAUGUCACUGUAAUACGAACAUCCCUGUGGAAGUUGAUUAUAAUGAUAGGUGGAGAAAGAAGAGCUAUAAAUAAUAUUUGUGUUAUUCAGAUCCGUGUGAAGACAAGAAAUGCUCCUUCAAUUCAACAUGCAUCAAAGGUCAUCACAAUCAAGCUACAUGCCUAUGUCCUCAAUGCAAUGGUCAAGCAGUGAACUAUAUAUGUGCAAGUGAUGGAAACAGUUACACAAAUCUCUGUGAGGCAAGGAGAUAUGCUUGUUUGAUAAAAAUUAACCUCAGACUCGUUCAUAAUGGCAAAUGCGGUGAGUACAGGUUAUGGUUUUUGGGUCCAUAAAAUCACAAGUUUCUUCAGUAUGUGGCACAGCGAUUAGUGCAAAACGAAAUUAGCCUUCUACCUCGACUUCUCUUGGGUUUUGAUUCUUGUCAUAUACAUUAUAAGUUGUCGCAGUUUCUCCUCAAUCGCAUCUGAAAAAGUGUUUCCAGCUUGACUUUAUCGAACAGCGCAAUUUUCCUUCUGCUAGUCUGGUAUCCUUGUAGCAACAUUGGAUCAAUAAGGGAUUUUAUGAUCCUAGACGGUGUUCAAAGACGAUCAGCGACGUCUAUACUCCAGGAAUAUAAGUCGUCUAAGUUGUCUUAUCCAAAGCACUCAUUUGUCCUAUUCGAAAACUAGCCGCUACAUGCACUUUUGAAUUAUUGUAUAUUUUAUGCAUUACCAGGCUAAUAAACAUUUUUUGCAGAGACCAUUAUUUAAAGCAAAGUGUAAGAGUUUAAGAUUGAAAACAAUUCAUACAACCAAAAUUAAAGUCCUUUGAAAUGUGCAAUCAGCAAAGAAGCAAAACGAGGCUAGUCAGUUUUCUUUGCUAAACUUAGCACAAGAUAACACAUGGUAUUAUAUUUAUAUAUUUUAUAUUUAUUCUAGAAGAAAGCAUACAUUAUUUUGGUCGGAAUUAAUUUCGGGAAAAAAACGAAGACGACUCGAAUGGGUCUAUAAGCUUGAUUUAUUGCUUAGAAAUAAAGGAUCUCGUGUUUUUCUUCAAUACAGAGGAGACCUUAUGAUUUAGAUAUGUCCUCUUUCAUUACAUUUUCCUGUUAUGUUACAUUUUGUAGGAUUUAUGUAUUAAACUUCUGUAUUAAAUUUAUGUAUUAAACUUCUGUGUUAUUCAGAUCCUUGUGAGGACAAACAAUGUUUCUUCAAUUCAACAUGCACCAAAGGUCUUGACAAUCAAGCUAGGUGCAUAUGUCCCCAGUGCGCAGGCCAAGCAGUGAAUUAUAUAUGUGCAAGCGAUGGGAACAGUUAUGCCAAUCUCUGUCAGGCGCGAAGACAUGCUUGCUUGAGAAAAAUUAAUCUCCAAGUUAUUCAUGGUGGAAAGUGUAGUAAGUACCUAAUGAGAGUGUCGUUCUUUCGUAAAAGGAUACGAAAUAAGAUCUGAUUAGCAAUCUUUCCAGACUUGCAUUCAUUUCGUUGAGUUCUAUAGAACUAUAACUACAUAACCAAUUAAUUAACCAGCUAUAAGUAACUAACCAAUCUUAUUGACUAACUAACUAACUAAUAAAUUAAUAGUCUAGGUCAUUCAUUGGCUACCAACGAAAUGAAAACAUAUUUUUUAAAUCUUUUUUUAAAUUGUGUUUUACCAGAUCCAUGCGAAGAUAAACAAUGUUUCUUCAAUUCACUGUGUGUGGUUGACAGCGAUUAUAGAGCUUCAUGUCAAUGUCCAAAAUGUCCUCGUACAACAAAACCUGUUUGUGGUAGUGAUGGAAAAACAUAUGUCAAUGAAUGUGAACUACGAAAACAAUCUUGUACGACGAAAACUAACAUUAGGGUUCUGCAUCGAGGCAAAUGCGGUAAGUUUAUUGGUUGUUAUCAAACUAUUUAACCAACUCGCUAACUCAUUAAUUUCCUACUCAGCUACCUACAUUUCUGAGAAACUCGUUCUAUUGUUUUACUCCUCCAGAUCCAUGUGAAGAUUUAAGAUGUUCCUUCAAUUCACUGUGUGUGGUUGACAGUAAUUAUAGAGCUUCAUGUCAAUGUCCAAAAUGUCCUCCUACAACAAAACAUGUUUGUGGUAGUGAUGGAAAAACAUAUGUCAAUGAAUGUGAACUACGAAAACAAUCUUGUACGACGAAAACUAACAUAAGAGUUCUUCAUCAAGGCAAAUGCAGUAAGUUUAUUGGUUGUUAUCAAACUAUUUAGCAAACUCCCUAACUCAUUAAUUGGCCACUUAUCUACCUAUACAUUUCUGAGAAACUCAUUCUAUUGUUUUACUCUUCCAGAUCCAUGUGAAGAUUUAAGAUGUUCCUUCAAUUCACUGUGUGUGGUUGACAGUGAUUAUAGAGCUUCAUGCCAAUGUCCAAAAUGUCCUCCUUCAACAAAACCUGUUUGUGGUAGUGAUGGGAAAACAUAUGUCAAUGAAUGUGAACUAAGAAAACAAUCCUGUACAACGAAAACUAACAUAAGAGUUCUUCAUCAAGGCAAAUGCAGUAAGUUAAUUGGUUGUUAUCAAGCUAUUUAUCCAACUCAUUAACUCAUUAAUUGACCACCCAACUACCUACCAAUCUGCCUGAGAAACUCAUUCUAUUGUUUUAUGUACUUUUCCAGAUCCAUGUGAAAACAAAAAAUGUUCCUUCAAUUCACUAUGUGUGGUUGACAGUAAUCAUAAAGCUUCAUGCCAAUGUCCAAAAUGUCCUCCCACAACAAAACCUGUUUGUGGUAGUGAUGGACAAACAUAUGUGAAUGAAUGUGAACUGAGAAGACAAUCUUGUACAACGAAAACAAACAUAAGAGUUGAUCAUGAUGGCAAAUGCAGUAAGUUUGUUGAGUAUGAAGUUAAUUAGUCGAGUGAGCAACUUCCUAAAUAAUGUACUUUUGCUAACUUGUUGCUAACCACCAGUUGACCUACUUAUCUACCAAACUUAACAUUCGUGUUAUGUUUUGUAUUUCUUGUUACUAUAGACCCAUGUGAAGAUGUAACAUGUUCCAUCAACUCAUUUUGUGUGGUUGACAGUAAUUAUAAAGCUUCAUGUCAAUGUCCAAAAUGUCCUUCUGCAACAAAACAUGUUUGUGGUAGUGAUGGGAAAACAUAUGUCAAUGAAUGUGAACUACGAAAACAGUCUUGCACAACGAAGACUAAAUUAAGAGUUCUUCAUGAAGGAAAAUGCAGUAAGUUCAUUAAAAAAUGAGUUGAUGAGACAAGCUGAUGACAUUGUUAUCGACCUAUGUACAUACCUACUAUAUCUCCCUACCUAACGAACUAAUUCGUAAUUAUCAUAUUUCUUUAACUUGUCUAGAUCCAUGUGAAGAUGUUAGAUGUUCCUUCAAUUCACUGUGUGUGGUUGACAGUAAUUAUAGAGCUUCAUGUCAAUGUCCAAAAUGUCCUCCUGCAACAAAACAUGUUUGUGGUAGUGAUGGAAAAACAUACGUCAAUGAAUGUGAAUUGAGAAAACAAUCUUGUACAACGAAAACCAACAUAAGAGUUCUUCAUCAAGGCGAAUGCAGUAAGUUUAUUGAGUCUCAACUAUCAAGUUAAUUGAUAAACUCAGCAAAUAGCUAAUGAUUUAGUGAUUUACUAUUCCUACCUUCCUACCAAACUACCUUACCUAAUUACCUACCCAACAAAAUCAUUAAUUCUAUUUUGUUCAUUUUGUUUACCCUAGAUCCGUGUGAAGAUAAAAUAUGUUCCUUCAAUUCACUGUGUGUGGUUGACAGCGAUUAUAGAGCUUCAUGUCAAUGUCCAAAAUGUCCUCCUACGACAAAACGUGUUUGUGGUAGUGAUGGAAAAACAUAUGUUAAUGAAUGUGAACUGAGAAAACAAUCUUGUACAACGAAAACUAACAUAAGAGUUCUUCAUCAAGGCAAAUGCAGUAAGUUUAUUGAGUGUCAAGUUAAUUUAUAAAGUCACCAAACAGCUAAUGAUUUAGUAUUGCUAACUUCCUACCCAACAAAAUCAUUCCUAAUUCUGUUUUAUUUAUAUUGUUUACCCUAGAUCCGUGUGAAGAUAAAAUAUGUUCCUUCAAUUCGCUGUGUGUGGUUGACAGUAAUUAUAGAGCUUCAUGUCAAUGUCCAAAAUGUCUCUCUACGACAAAACAUGUUUGUGGUAGUGAUGGAAAAACAUAUGUCAAUGAAUGUGAACUGAGAAAACAGUCUUGUACAACGGAAACUGACAUAAGAGUUCUUCACGAAGGAAAAUGCAGUAAGUUCAUUAAAAAUUGAGUUAAUGAGACAACUAAAAGCUCAUCACAUUGUUACCCACCUAUCGACCUACUAUAUCUCCCUACCUAACGAACUUAUUCGUAAUUAUCAUAUUUCUUUAACUUGUCCAGAUCCAUGUGAAGAUGUUAGAUGUUCCUUCAAUUCACUGUGUGUGGUUGACAGUAAUUAUAGAGCUUCAUGUCAAUGUCCAAAAUGUCCUCCUACAACAAAACCUGUCUGUGGUAGUGAUGGGAAAACAUAUGUCAAUGAAUGUGAACUGAGAAAACAGUCUUGUACAACGAAAACUAACAUAAGAGUUCUUCACGAAGGAAAAUGCAGUAAGUUCAUUAAAAAAUGAAUUAAUGAGACAACUAACUAACAAGCUCAUCACAUUGUUACCCACCUAUCGACCUAUGUACGUACCUACUAUAGCUACCUACCUAACCAACUUUUUCGUAAUUAUCAUAUUUCUUUAACUUGUCUAGAUCCAUGUGAAGAUGUUAGAUGUUCCUUCAAUUCACUGUGUGUGGUUGACAGUAAUUAUAGAGCUUCAUGUCAAUGUCCAAAAUGUCCUCCUACAACAAAACAUGUCUGUGGUAGUGAUGGGAAAACAUAUGUCAAUGAAUGUGAACUGAGAAAACAGUCUUGUACAACGAAAACUAACAUAAGAGUUCUUCACGAAGGAAAAUGCAGUAAGUUCAUUAAAAAAUGAAUUAAUGAGACAACUAACUAACAAGCUCAUCACAUUGUUACCCACCUAUCGACCUAUGUACGUACCUACUAUAGCUACCUACCUAACCAACUUUUUCAUAAUUAUCAUAUUUCUUUAACUUGUCUAGAUCCAUGUGAAGAUGUUAGAUGUUCCUUCAAUUCACUGUGUGUGGUUGACAGUGAUUAUAGAGCUUCAUGUCAAUGUCCAAAAUGCCCUCCUACAACAAAACGUGUUUGUGGUAGUGAUGGGAAAACAUAUGUCAAUGAAUGCGAACUGAGAAAACAAUCUUGUACAACGAAAACUAACAUAAGAGUUCUUCAUGAUGGCAAAUGCAGUAAGUCUAUUGAGUGUCAAGUUAAUUUAUAAACUCACCAAAUAGCUAAUGAUUUAGUAUGGCUAACUUCCUACUCAACAAAAUCAUUCCUAGUUUUGUUUUAUUUAUAUUGUUUACCCUAGAUCCGUGUGAAGAGAAAAUAUGUUCCUUCAAUUCAUUGUGUGUGGUUGACAGUAAUUAUAGAGCUUCAUGUCAAUGUCCAAAAUGCCCUCGUACAACAAAACGUGUUUGUGGUAGUGAUGGAAAAACAUAUGUCAAUGAAUGUGAGCUAAGAAAACAAUCUUGUACAACGAAAACUAACAUAAGAGUUCUUCAUCAAGGCAAAUGCAGUAAGUUCAUUAAAUAUUGAGUUGAUAAGACAACCAACAAACAAACAAACAAGCAAGCUCAUUAGAUUGUUAACGACCCAUCUACGUAUGUACGUACGUGUCAACCUACCUUACCUACUUACCUAACGAACUCAUUUUUAAUAAUAUCAUUUUCGUUUAACUUGUCUAGAUCCAUGUGAAAAUAAAACAUGUUCGGUUAAUUCACUGUGUGUGGUUGACAGCGAUUAUAGAGCUUCAUGUCAAUGUCCAAAAUGUCCUCUCACAACAAAACGUGUUUGUGGUAGUGAUGGAAAAACAUAUGCCAAUGAAUGUGAACUGAAAAAACAAUCUUGUAGAACGAAAACCAACAUAAGAGUUCUUCAUCAAGGAAAAUGCAGUAAGUUUAUUGAGUGUCAAGUUAAUUUAUAAACUCACCAAAUACCUAAUGAUUUAGUAUUGCUAACUUCCUACCCAAUAUAAUCAUUCCUAGUUUUGUUUUAUUUAUAUUGUUUACCCUAGAUCCGUGUGAAGAGAAAAUAUGUUCCUUCAAUUCACUGUGUGUGGUUGACAGUGAUUAUAGAGCUUCAUGUCAAUGUCCAAAAUGCCCUCGUACAACAAAACGUGUUUGUGGUAGUGAUGGAAAAACAUAUGUCAAUGAAUGUGAAUUGAGAAAACAAUCUUGUACAACGAAAACUAACAUAAGAGUUCUUCAUCAAGGCAAAUGCAGUAAGUUCAUUAAAUAUUGAUUUGAUAAGACAACCGACUAACAAGCUCAUUAGAUUGUUAACGACCCAUCUACGUAUGUACGUACGUAUCAACCUACCUAUCUAACUACCUACCUAACUACCUAGGUACCUACCUACUUACCUAACGAACUCAUUAUUAAUAAUCAUAUUCGUUUAACUUCUCUAGAUCCAUGUGAAAAUAAAAAAUGUUUCUUCAAUUCACUGUGUGUGGUUGACAGCGAUUAUAGAGCUUCAUGUCAAUGUCCAAAAUGUCCUCCUGCAACAAAACCUGUUUGUGGUAGUGAUGGAAAAACAUAUGUCAAUGAAUGUGAACUAAGAAAACAAUCUUGUACAACGAAAACUAACAUAAGAGUUCUUCAUCAAGGCAAAUGCAGUAAGUUUGUUGAAUGUCAACUUAAUUGAUAAACUCACCAAAUAGCUAAUGAUUUAGUAUUGCUAACAGUCAGUCUUAAAUCUGUUUUAUUUAUAUUGUUUACUCUAGAUCCGUGUGAAGAUAAAAUAUGUUCCUUCAAUUCACAGUGUGUGGUUAACAGUAAUUAUAAAGCUUCGUGUCAAUGUCCAAAAUGUCCUCCCACAACAAAACCUGUUUGUGGUAGUGAUGGAAAAACAUAUGUCAAUGAAUGUGAACUACGAAAACAAUCUUGUACAACGAGAACUAACAUAAGAGUUCUUCAUGAAGGCAAAUGUAGUAAGUACCUUGACUGUGAUCUAAUUAAUUUGGUACAUACCAACCUAUUUACUAUCCAACCUGCAGUAUGUACCCUCCUACUUACCUACCUACCUACCUCACAAAAUGAUUCUUAAUUUUCUAUUUUCCUUGACUCCCCUAGAUCCAUGCGAAGAUAAAAAAUGUUCCUUCAAUUCACUGUGUGUGGUUGGAAGCAAUUAUAAAGCUUCAUGUCAAUGUCCAAAAUGUCCUCCUACAAUAAAACGUGUUUGUGGUAGUGAUGGAAGAACAUAUGUCAAUGAAUGUGAACUGAGAAAACAAUCUUGUACAACGAAAACUAACAUAAGAGUUCUUCAUCAAGGCAAAUGCAGUAAGUCUGUUGAAUGUCAUGUUAAUUAGUCAAGAGUCCAACUGGUUUAAAUUAGCUACCCAUUCUCUUACCCAUCUGCCUUGUUACCUGUACCAACAUACCUACGUAACUAAUUACCAUUUACCACUUGUUGACUCAUUUGUAACUUGUUUUAUUUUUUCUGUACUUUAACAGAUUCAUGCGAAGAUAAAAAAUGUUUGUUUAAUUCACUGUGUGUGGUUGACAGUAAUUAUAGGGCUUCAUGUCAAUGUCCAAAAUGCCCUCCUACAACAAAACAUGUUUGUGGUAGUGAUGGAAAAACAUAUGUCAAUGAAUGUGAAUUAAGAAAGCAAUCUUGUACAACCAAAACCAAUAUUAAAAUUCUCCAUGAUGGCAAAUGCGGUAAGUUGUCCUGGCUGUGUUUCUUUGGGUCAUAUAGUUCUUUUGGCUUCUCUAUAAUGUUUGUUAUCAGAUUUAACAUUCUUGGUUCAUACUUUCUUCAUUCAUUUGUUCGUUCAUUCGUUCAUUCAUUCGUUCGUUCAUUCAUUCAUUCAUUCUUUAUUUAUUUAUUUUUUCCCUUCCUUAAUUCCACUCUUCCUUCUUCAAUUCCUUUCUUCCUUCCGCACUUAAUUCGUUUCUUCCUUCGAUUUUUUAAUUCUUGUUUCCUUUCGUCCUUUUUUCUUCCCUUUUUCCUUUCCUUCUUCUGUUGCUAACGCUUCCAGUUUUCGUCAUCUUUUUGAUAACCAUCUAUCAUUAAUUUUUCGCAGAUCCAUGUAAAGAUAAGAAAUGUUUCUACAACUCGACAUGCAUCAAAGGCAAUGACAACAAAGGAUAUUGUGUAUGUCCCGAAUGUCAAGAUGAACCUGUGGAAUAUAUUUGUGCCAACGAUGAAAAGACUUAUCCCAAUGAAUGUACAGCAAGAAAGACAGCCUGUAUGACAAAAUCUUUGUUGAAAACUGUUCACAAAGGAAAGUGUGGUAAGAUUUGUUGAUUUUUCUAUUACUUUUUAUUUCUGUAGUUCUUUACUAGCGUCUUAUUUUAAGUUGAUAGUGGUCCGUAGAAAAUUCUUUCUUAACCUGAUUACAACAAAGAUUGUGCUUGCUGGUUUUAAUAAUAUUUUUAUUAAUAACUUUGUUAUUAAUAAUAUUCUUACUUUUAUAUGAUACUUAAUAUUUUAUAGAUCCAUGUGAAGAUAAAAAUUGUUCCUUCAACUCACUGUGUGUGGUUAACAGCAAUUAUAAAGCUUCAUGUCGAUGUCCAAAAUGUCCUCCUACAAGAAAACCUGUUUGUGGUAGUGAUGGACAAACAUAUGUUAAUGAAUGUGAGCUAAGAAAACAAUCUUGUACAACGAAAACCAACAUAAGAGUUCUUCAUGAAGGCAAAUGCAGUAAGUUCAUUAAAUAAUGAAUUAAUGAGAGAAGUAACUAACAAAUUGUUAACGACCUAUCUACGUAUGUAUAAGUACCUAUUAAACUAAUCAUUAAUAAUAUUUCUUUAACUUGUCUAGGUCCAUGUGAAGAUAAAAUAUGUUCCUUCAAUUCACUGUGUGUGGUUAACAAUAAUUAUAAAGCUUCAUGUCAAUGUCCAAAAUGUCCUCCUACAACAAAACCUGUUUGCGGUAGUGAUGGCGAAACAUAUGUCAAUGAAUGUGAACUACGAAAACAAUCUUGCACAAUGAAAACAAACAUUAUAAUUUUUCAUCAAGGCAAAUGUGGUAAGUUAUCCUCCUAGCAUUUUCUUGGUGUUUUGCCCUCUCUACAAUCUUUGUUUUAGUAUUUUUACUCCCUACUGCCGUCUUUCUAGACCUUGAGCAGUCCCUCGGGAGAAAGGAGGGACUGCCGACAACACUGCGUAACGCCCUCCUGAGGCCUCCCAUUAAAUUUUUAAGUGGGACGCACUUAAAAAGUCCAAAAAAUUUUCCCCAUCCAUGUCUACUAAAAAAAGGGGUCCAAAUUUUACAAUUUCACCAAUUCCUGCUUUUGGGGGCCACCCGUUGUUCUGGCCCUCUAUCAUUGAGGCUUGGGCCAAUUUUCCCAAUGCACAAGUUUUAUGGUCAUUUUUGCCGCGGGCCCCGUCUCUGGACACCCGCCAGUUACAUCACUGCAUUUAUGCAAUUACCCAACCUUUUACCCUCUCAAAAUUUUGCUUACGCAACCCUUUUUCCUUCAGCUUCCCCCACCCAUAAGUAAUGACCACGGUUCCUUACAUGUUUAAAAAUCAACACCCGGAAAAAUGAAAACAGGAAGUCUAAAUAGAAUUGUCCAAUAUGCUUAUUUUUACAUAUCAAUCAAACCAAACUAUCAAUGUCCUAUAUACAUAAUCUCUGUAGACAGUUUGUGUCAUGCAUGUCAUUUGGACGUACAUUUUGUUACCCUGUGCAGAAUAUUUUAAAUUAUUCUGUUCAACUUUUUAAUUAUUCAACUUUAUUUUAUUCCGUUAUUACAUCCAAUUUAAUGAAAUACAGUAUAUGAAUAUCAAUUCGAAUCAAGUAUCAGUUCUCAAUUCUUUAACACAACAAAAGAUAACACCCAACCCCUAAAAUAUAUAUUAAAACUAACUGAAACAAUAUCUCUGCCCUGGCUAAAAGCCUUGUCAAUAAAAUUUAUAGACAAGAAACCUAAUUUCCCCUCUAUACAUUCUACCUUUUAUAUUUUAGAUAUUAAACACCAGGAAAUAAUCUCUGCCUAAAACAGUAGGCAUAAGAAAUAUAAACAACUGGUCUGCUACAAAUGCCAAUGUAUAUUUCAUAUAAAACUAAACUGGAAUCUGAAUCAGUGCCGUAGCCAGAACGAUAUUCAAGUGUGAACACGAAUAUACAGAAUAUUUUGCCCCCCACUAUUCUGGCUACGGCACAUUCUGAAUGUCCUCUAUAUAUGCAUAAACUUGCUGCAUACUAAAAGCCGGCAACAAUAUUCAGAUUGAGUCAUGGGAGACCAUGUGAUCUUCAAGAUCUUUGGGGACAUCAAACACAACAUCGCAAACACAACAAACAUAUCCAACACCAGUUGGUUCUUUUGAUUCAAGUUCUUGACAUAAACCACAUUGAUAGUUUCCAUCACUGCCAUGAUGUCUUGCUAUAUGUUGAACCAAUUUGAUAAAAUUAGAAAAUUUCUUGUUACAUUUGUUACAAGUGUACUUUCCAGUGUUUUUAUCCUGAACAAAAUGUUCUUGCACAUUUUGUGGUUCAAUAAUCUCCAUGUGGCAACUAUUGCAAAACAAAUACUCCUUUUUGUGCCAAUUAAGACCUCCUAUUUGUAUAAAUCUUUUCUUGCAAACAUCACAUUCAUAAGGCUUGUCUCCAGUGUGUGUUCUUUUAUGUGUAGUUAGACUACUUGAUUGGCUAAAUCUCUUCUUGCAAACAUCACAUUCAUAAGGUUUGUCUCGAGUGUGUGUUCUUUUAUGUGUAACUAAAUAACUUGAUUGUCUAAAUUUCUUCUUGCAAACAUCACAUUCAUAAGGCUUGUCUCCAGUGUGUGUUCUUUUAUGUUUAGUUAGAGUACCUGAAUGGCUAAAUCUCUUCUUACAAACAUCACAUUCAUAAGGUUUGUCUCGAGUGUGUGUUCUUUUAUGUAUAGUUCGACUACCUGAUUGGCUAAAUCUCUUCUUACAAACAUCACAUUCAUAAGGUUUGUCUUGAGUGUGUGUUCUUUUAUGUGUAACUAAAUUACUUGAAUCUCUAAAUUUCUUCUUACAAACAUCACAUUCAUAAGGCUUGUCUCCAGUGUGUGUUCUUUUAUGUGCAGCUAAAUGACCUGUUCGUUCAAAUCUCUUCUUACAAAUGUCACAUUCAUAAGGUUUGUCUCGAGUGUGUUUUCUUUUAUGUGUAACUAAAUUACUUGAUUUUCUAAAUUUCUUCUUACAAACAUCACAUUCAUAUAAAGGCUUGUCUCCAGUGUGUGUUCUUUUAUGUACAGCUAAAUGACCUGUUCGUCCAAAUCUCUUCUUACAAAUGUCACAUUCAUAAGGUUUAUCUUCAGAGUGUGUAGUCUUGUGCCUCGCUAAAAUGCUUGAUUGUGUAAAUCUCGUUUUACAAAUGUCACAUUCAUAUGGCGUCUCGCUAGUGUGCGUUCUUUUAUGUUGCACCAAACGUCUCGAUUGUCUAAAUCUUUUCUUGGACAUAUCGCAUUCAUAAGGAUUGUCUCCAGUGUGCGCUCUUUCUUGACUUGUUGAGCAGCCUCGCUUGCCUGAUGUUAAAAAUCCACAAUCAUGAUCCGCCAUGAUUAGCAAUGUUUCUAUCGAUGACGCAAAUAAUCUGGUGACUUCAGAUGAUCAGAUCUAGAAUCCUUCAAAUGAUUUUUGCUUCUCUCUCCACAAUAACGUCUGGCCUUGUAUCUUCUUAUUAAAACAAUAUUAAACUAUAAAUUUGGAGAAACGUUUGCGUCGUAACGUCGUUUUUAAAAUUGGAAUGUUUUGUGCAAAUAUUCAGCAAUUGUGCGCUAUAUUGCGCUAGAUGAUACCACAGAAAGGGUUAGGUUAAAAUGCGGAAGUGGAUGCGGAACCGAACGGAUGCGGAACGGUACGGAUGGGACGGGUUAAAUGCGGAACGGAACGGAUGGGGUUAAAAUGCGGAACAGAACGGAUAUGAGGUUAAAAUGUGGAACGGAACGGAUAUGGGGUUAAAAUGCAGAACGGAACGAAUAUGAGUUUAAAACUUAAUUUAAAACCCAUAUCCGUUCCGCAUUUUAACCCCAUCCGUUCCGCAUUUUAACCCCAUCCGUUCCGUUCCGCAUUUUAACCCCAUCCGUUCCGUUCCGCUUCCACAUUUUAACCUAACCCACCACAGAAAUGACAAGCGGCUGAAACAAUCCAGCGUGCGGGCAAUCUCGUUCCCAGAGUAUAUCAAUCUCGUUCCCAGAGUAUGCCUGUCUGCGGGUUAUGUAGUGGCAUGACCCGCGAACAGGCAUACUCUGGGAACGAAAUUGAGAGUAUGCAUAACCUGCGAACAGGUAUACUCUGGGAACGAGAUUGGCGUGCGGGCGAAACUGCCCCAACGUGUUUUUCUUGUAAUUUCUUAGAAAACGGACUAAUUGUAAGCAAAAUUAAAUAUCAAAAAAUUCUGAAAUAUUUUUUUAGAUCUAGGGAACAUUCAUAAAGAUUCAUUAUUUAUGACCGGGGUGGGUCUACUAUUAGAUCAGUAGGGUGGGCUGGCGAAAAGGGGGUGGGUCAUGAGGUAUUUUUGACCGAAAAGGGGGGGUACCUAAAAAUAUUGGUUUAAAAGGGCGGUUAUUUUAUUAGUGUUGGGAAAAAUUUGACAUGUAACGAUUAUUGCUACAGCCGGGAGCGAGCAAGGCAGCAAAUUUUAUUCAUGUAGCUGGCAAAAUUCUCAAUUUUGAUCAACAGAUAGACCCAAAAUGCAAUGCGCAAAUACCCAAAAUGCAAUGCGCGCUGCUGAUAUGAAAAACAAUCGAUUGCAGUUCAUAUUUUGUUAAAGUUGAAUGGUUAAUGAUGCAAUUAGGUUUUAUAACUGUUUAAUAAAAACCAACAUUGUAAAUCAGUUUAUAAUAGUUAAUAUAUACUACAUACGUGUGCUAUAUACAGUAGAAAAUAUAUUUUGUAGUGUUGAAAAUACAGUGAAACUGACUUCUAACUUUUAAGUCAGAAUUUUUUGUCAAAAUUCUUUUGCCUAGUUUGAAUUAGCAGAGUUAACAGAUUAAACAGGCAUCUUGUUGAAAUUAAGCACAAGUAAAUGUAGAUCUGAUGCCUGGUCAUGUGUCUAUGUAUACAUCGGCCUGACAGCUUUUGAUAUUUUGUAGUAGUUUUGAUAUGAACAAAUUAAUUGGUGGUGGUGGUGGUGGUGGUGGUGGUGUGUGUGGGGCGAUUAUUAUAUUUUUAGAAUUCAUGUGAAGGGGGUCAUUGAAAUUUUUGUGAUGCAUGGGGGGACAGGACAUUUUGUUUAGUUGUUAAUUGAAUUUUUCCAGCCCACCCCCGGUCAUAAAUAAUGAAUGGUCCCCUAGAAUAUGCGCAUGUAGCGUACUUGUGGUUAGUCUGAUGCCCUUAUUAUUGCCCCACCGAGUCUCCAACCUCAGUCCCUGGCUAUGUCCAGGUAUCCUGCACUUGGCUGGACACAUCGGUUGAUCUGCAAUUUUUAUAAAAAAAAGGUGCAUGCAGCGAACAUAUGGUGAUUGACAACCUCGCAAAUUAAUCCAAUGAUUGCGACAUGGUGUACGAUAGCAGACUGAUUGCAGUCGACCUCCCUGGAGCGGCGGAGAAACAGUUUGCGAUCAAUCAACACUAAUGCUGUACAGUUACAUAAGCGGUAUUUCAAGUCCAAGAUGGCGGACGCAGAGCAACUAUGAAUUAUUAUACACAACAAUGUAAUUUAAUAAAUUUAACAGCCAAUUUAAUAAAUUAUAGCAAUAUCAAUCUGAAUCAAGUAUCAGUUCUCAAUUGUUCAACACAACAAACACAACACCCAACUGAUUGUUCCAAAUUUGAUAAUUAUCCAUACCCCUAAAAUAAAUAUUAAAACUAACUACAACAUAACCGACUAUAACCUAUUAUAUCCAGCCACCGUAACUUGGGUAUUACAGCGUGGGGGUGGGGGAGGUUGAGCUUAAUUGUUUUGCCCGACCAAAAGGGCGUGGCGGAAGUCGUGCCCGACGUACAUUUCAGGUGCUAAUUAAUAUUUAUUUGACCAAAAUUUGUUGGCAAGCGGAGGGUCAUAUCUUUUUCACUAACUUACCAGAAUUUGUACAAGGUUUCAGUAAUGCUUUCGUUAAUUUAUCAAUUUAAAUUAUGUAAAACUUUCCACUGAAUUACGUUUAUUGCCUGACGAAUGUGUCGUUAAAAUUGCCCGACAAAACUGCAAUAUUACCCCCCACAGGUUACGACCCCCCCUGAUUAUGUACUAUUUAAAACACGAGUAGGAGUGUUUUAUCAGAUAUAAAACGCGAGGCGGGCCACCUGUUGCAAAUUUGCUGACGUACUAGCAAAAUUACUUGCCCAAUGUACUAGCAAAAAUUUUAUGGUCAUUUUUCUAGUUACGCCACUGUGCCGGCAACACAUCAAGAAACGAAGUACGCGUUGCCCACACAACGCAAAAUUCCCAUUGGUCGAAAUCGAUGCGCUUGUCAAUCAAAUCUGAUAUGUAGUAAUUAUAAACUAAUUUCCAGAUGGAAUGUUGAUUUUAUAAAUAAACCUGACAUUAACGGUUCCUAUUGGAUAGAUUUAAUUGGAUAUAAGUAAUGUGUAUGCAAAAGCGGAGCCAACUUGACAAGAACGAAAUUUAAAAGUGGGCGUAUUUCGUUUCUUGAUAUGUUGUCAGCAGUCCCUCCAUUUCACUUACACGCCCAGGAAGGUAAACCCGUGGAAAGGAGGGACCGCUCGCAGUCUACCAUCUUUCCUUCCUGCCUUCUUUUUUCAUUUCUGUAUUCCCUCCUUUAAUCUUCUUGCAUUUCUUUUAACGUACUUCCGUCCAUUUCUUUCUUUAUUUUGAUCUUUUUAUUAUUGUUUUCUUCGUUCUUUACAAUUGAUAACAAUUUUUCAUCAAUACUUUCCAGAUCCUUGUAAAGACAAGAAAUGUUUCUACAACUCAACAUGUGUCAAAGGCAACGACAACAAAGGAUAUUGUAUAUGUCCUCAAUGUUCAGAUAAACCUGUAGAAUAUAUUUGUGCCAGUGAUGGAAAGACUUAUCCAAAUGAAUGCCAGGCAAAAAGGACAGCUUGUAUGACAAAACUGUUACUAAAAACUGUUCACAAAGGAACGUGUGGUAAGAUAUUUUUAUCUUUACAAUUUCCUUCAUUGAUUAGCGUUUUUAUAUAUUUUUCUUUUACUCUUUUCUCUUUAAAGUACUAAUCUUUUUCUCUUUUUCACAGAUCCAUGCGAAGAUAUACAAUGUUUCUUCAAUUCAGUGUGUGUAGUUAAUAGUAAUUAUAAAGCUUCAUGUAAAUGUCCAAAAUGUCUUCCUACAACAAAACCUGUUUGUGGUAGUAAUGGAAAAACAUAUGUUAAUGAAUGUGAGCUAAGAAAACAAUCUUGUACGACGAAAACCAACAUAAGAGUUCUUCAUCAAGGCAAAUGUGGUACGUUCCUGUUAGCACAGGAUAUUCUAUACUCAACCAACAACAUGUUAAUUUUAAAUAUCUACAGCAUGUAAUUGCAAAAUAAACUUUCGUUGUAGAUCCUUGCAAAGACAUAAAAUGCAAACAUUAUGGUUUAUGUAAAGCUAAUCCUCAGACCUCAAAAGGAUACGAGUGUGCUUGUCGUGAAUGUACGACCGUAGUAUCUCCAGUGUGUGGCAAUGAUGAGAAGACGUAUAAGAGCGAAUGUUUCUUAAGAAGAACAUCUUGUCGAAAAAAUAAAUAUGUAUAUGUAACCCACAAAGGACCUUGUGGUAGGUGGAAAUUGACGAUUUUUCACGAUAGAAUUAUUUCAUUUUCUUCUUCAUUAGUUCAUUCUCAUCCGUCUUUCAUUUCUUCCAUCCUUCUUUCUCUCUAUUUUGUCCUCCAUUCCCAUUUUUCACUUUUCAUGCCGUGUUUCUAUUUUGUAUCUCUCCUUUGUUUUCUCCUCUUUCUUUUGUUCCUUUCUGUUCGCUGUCUUCUUUCCUUUCCUACCACCUUUUCCCGUCCUCCUAUUUCUCUUCCCUCUAUUUCUCUUCCAUUCACCUUUCCUUCUAUUUCUCUUCCAUUCACCUUUCCUUCUUCUUUGUCUCCCUUUUGUCUCUUUCAAUCAUUCCUUUUUUUCUUCAGGAUUUUCUCCAUUAUUUCUUUCUUUUCUUCCUCACUGUGAGACAAUGCAUCUAUAUGUAACAAAGGAAGCUAUACUGAAUCUUCUUAUCAUAUAUUUCAGACCCAUGCAAGACAAAGAAAUGUUAUCACAAUGCGACAUGUGUGAUUGGUAAAGAUUACAAAGCCUACUGUCAAUGUCCUGAAUGCUCUGGGAAAAAAGGCAAUCCUGUGUGCGGCAGUGAUGGUAAAACAUACCCCAGUGAAUGUGAAGUGAGGAGAUUCUCGUGCAUGACUGCAUCACCUAUUACUGUUGUCAAGCAGAGCAAAUGUGGUAAGUCACUAGCUGUUCUAAAACACUUUAAUAUAGGAAUGGUCGGUGCUAGUGUAGGUAGCGACGAUAAUAAGACUUCCCAACGAAGGGCCUUUGCUCAAAAUAAAAAAUCUGCUUAUACGUUUUAGGUUGUUGUAUCUCUUAAUCCGCAGCUGUCUAGACAUUACGGCUAGUAUCCUGUGCCGUCGCGCGGAAUUCACUUCGGGGGGUUUGGUUAAAUCUACCUGAAAAUAUCAAAAUUUUACCUUAAAAAUGUUUUUGAUUAAAAUUUUUUUUGGCGACCUGUACCAUUUUAGGGGUAAAUUUUUCCGGACAUAUCAAAAUUUUUCGAAACAAACAAAAAAAUUUUCCGCACAUAUCAAAAUUUUUCGAAACAUACAAAAAAUUUUUCCAGACAUAACAUAAAAUUUUUUGGAGAUACCACAAUUUUUUUCUAAAAUUCCGAAAAUUUUUAGAAUAUCCUAAAUUUUGGUAAAAAUACCUGAAUAUUUUCCAAAUUCAUAGUUAUUUUUGUAAAUUGACUUUCUCUUGUCCUAGGAAUUACCUGAAUUUGCGUUAAUUUACCCGAAUUUCUCAUGCAAAACUACCUGAAUUUACCUGAAAAUCUACCUAAAAUCUACCUGAAAUUUAUCAUGAGCAAUUAUCAGGGUGGUGUUACACCCUAUAUAUAUAUAUAUAUAUAUAUUCACUCUCCUCCUUCAAAACAUUACUUCCACAAGACGUACCUCCAACUUACUGCCACUGCUUAACUCCUGACUUACCUAGUUCACACUCAUUGAUCACGACUGAAUAAUAUCUUCUAUAUCAAUGUACUUUCUCUCCUCUCUCUUAAUCUACUGUAUAUCUUGCUUUCCUUCCACAUCUUUUUUCUAUUCUAUAUUAAUGUGUUGUUUUGUCUGUACUGUCCUGACUGAUUAAUGGUGAGCACCAUAUGGGCAUGGGACCUAGUCUCGUUUGUGUUUCUCCAUCUUUGGCAUGUUUUACAUAAUUAUGGUUAUUCUUGUGUUAGUAUGAGCAAGUAUGUACAAUAACGUGUGGUUAUUUGCAUGCGUGCCAAAUAAAGCUGUUAAACUAAACUAAACUAUACAGAGAUCAUAUUAAGACGGGAUAAGCUAAUGGAAUCAUUUUUAUUAAAUCUGGGGCCGUUUGUAUAAAACUCUUAACUACCUUUUAAACGCUAUUUUGUAGUUAAAUAGUAAUAGCUAUUGGUUUACUUUCUCACUAACUAAAUACAACAUUGGUGAAAUAUUAUCUAUGCGGAUAGGAAAGAGAGUAGAUUGAGAACUUUCACUUUCCAUCCAAGGAUGUUUCCAUUGACAAGUAAAAUAGUCUGGCAUUAAACAGAGUCAAGACCAUGCAUUCAUAUGAAAAUAAGUUGACGUUGCAAACUUUUACUAACACUUUUCCAUCCGAAGACUUUCCCAUUGACAUGUAACGAACUACUUAAUUAAAUCAGUAUCCUUCAAAUAGUCUCGACGCGUACAGGGAAGAGAAACCUGUGUUUAAAAACCUAAAAAGUUCAAAAUGACUCGUGUACAAAUGUGCUAAGAGCCAAUUAUCAAUACAUUGUAUAGAUGAAUGUAACUGCCCACCAUAUGCUGAAUGCCAGAGAGACGAGAAUUCCACGAAAGGUUUCAAAUGUGUCUGUCCUCCAUCGAGUUCAGAAAACCACAGUACAGUUUGUGGUAGUGAUGGUAGAACUUAUAUUAACACACAAGUUUUGCAGAGAGAAUCUUGUUUGUUUGAAGCACAGAUUACUGUUCUCUAUUCAGGAACCUGCAGUGAGUAUUGCCAAUAUAUUUCUUUAUCUUUAAUUGAAGGUUAACAGACAAUAAAUAUGGUUAUUCUCGUCUUUUAGUUUGUUGCAACUGUAUUAAAGAAAGAGAUAUUAUUUAAUUUUCUUGUCCUAGGGCCGGUUGUUCAAAGCUGGAUUAACGCUCACUCUUUCAGAAUAUUAACUUUAACCCUUUUUCAGUUCCAUGUCGGGGUCGAGAAUGUUCCCACCAUGCAGAAUGUAUAGCUCGAGGUAAUCAAGGUAUAUGUCAGUGUCCUACGAAAUGUCCACACAACCUUAAACCUCGCACAAUUUGUGCCAGUGAUGGAAACACUUAUAACAAUGACUGUGAACUCAAGAAAGCUUCAUGUCAACAACAGAAACCACUUCAAAUUAAACACAAAGGACCUUGUAGUAAGUAUUGCUUCGUUGAAGUUUAAUGUUCUAAUGUUUCUCUAUACGAUUUUUUCCCUACCUUUUCUCUUUUUCCUCACUCCUUUUUGCUUCCUUUCUCUCUUCCUUUUUGCUUCCUUUCUCUCUUCCUUUUUUCAUUCAUUCUUUUUAUUCUUUUUUCUUUGUUCCUUCAUGCUACUAACUUUCCAUAAUCUCGCGAAAUUAAUCUUCAUCAUUUCAGCGGAAUGUAAAUGUCCACCAUACGCUCAAUGUCAACGCGAUGAAAACAAUUUCAAGAAAUAUAGAUGCGUCUGCCCGCCAACCAGCACAGCAGAUCAGAGAACAGUUUGUGGUAGCAAUGGAAGAACGUAUAUUAACAGACAAGUUUUGGAAAGAGAAUCUUGUUUGUUUGAAGUGGAGAUUACUGCUCUUUACUCAGGAACUUGCAGUGAGUAUUAGCAAUAUCUUCUUUAUUUAUUAAGCGAACUAUUCUCGGUUCCAAUGGCAGCAGUGCUUCAGAAGUACUGGCAGUCAUAAGUGCAAGAGAAUUGAACUACACAGCUCGUUUCUAUUUAUUUGCACAAAUAAAAGGACACUAGUUUACUCAUGCAACGAAAAGAACUAUCAUUAUUUUAUCACUAUGCCAAUUUGCCAUCAUCUGCUGCACAAUAGUGCUCAGUGAAACACUCCAUGUUUCAGUACUUUCAUUUAUUUUUCAGUUCCAUGUCGAGGUCGCGAAUGUUCUCACCAUGCUGAAUGUAUUGCUCGAGGUAAUCAAGGUAUAUGUCAAUGUCCUACGAAAUGUCCAGACAAUGUUAAACCUCGACAAAUUUGUGCCAGUGAUGGAAACACUUAUGACAAUGAAUGUGAACUCAAGAACGCUUCAUGUCAACAACAGAAACCGCUUCCAAUUAAACACGAAGGACCUUGCAGUAAGUAUUGCUUCUUUGAUGUUUAAUGUUCUAAUUUUUCUUUUAUGAUUUUAUUUUCCCUAUCCUUCUUUCUUCCCUCUGUUUCUUCUUGCCUUCUUUAUCCCAUCCCUUUUCCAUCCAUUCAUUCUUUCUUUCGUUGUUCUUUCUUUCAUUCCAACCUUCCGUUCCUCCCUUAAUUCGUUCUGCCUUUCUUCCUCUUUUUCCUGUUUUCCUCCCUUUCUUUUUCCUUUAAAUAUUUUUAUCCCUUCUUUCAUUUCUUCCAUUUAUCUUUUCACCCUUCCUUUCUUUCUUUCUUACUACCUCCCUUCUCCUUUUCUUCCUUCCUUCUUUCGUUCCUGUUUGUUAAAACCGAUUUAAACCGUAUUUCCUUUACGCUAUCAAAUCUCCAUAAUCUCACAAAAUUAAUCUUCAACAUUUCAGCGGAAUGUAACUGUCCACCAUACGCUCAAUGUCAACGCGAUAAAAACAAUUUCAAGAAAUAUAAAUGUGUCUGCCCGCCAUCCAGCACAACAGAUCAGAGUACAGUUUGUGGUAGCAAUGGAAGAACAUAUAUUAACAGACAUGUUUUGGAGAGAGAAUCUUGUUUGUUUGAAGUGGAGAUUACUGCUCUUUACUCAGGAACUUGCAGUGAGUAUUGGCAAUAUCUUCUUUAUUUAUUAAGCGUACUAUUCUCGGUUCCAAUGGCAGCAGUGCUUCAGAAGUACUGGCAGUCAUAAGUGCAAGAAAAUUGAACUACACAGCUCGUUUCUAUUUAUUUGCACAAAUAAAAGGACACUAGUUUACUCAUGCAACGAAAAGAACUAUCAUUAUUUUAUCACUAUGCCAAUUUGCCAUCAUCUGCUGCACAAUAGUGCUCAGUGAAACACUUCAUGUUUCAGUACUUUCAUUUAUUUUUCAGUUCCAUGUCGAGGUCGCGAAUGUUCGCAUCAUGCAGAAUGUAUAGCUCGAGGUAAUCAAGGUAUAUGUCAAUGUCCUACAAAAUGUCCAGACAAUGUUAAACCUCGCACAAUUUGUGCCAGUGAUGGAAACAUUUAUGACAAUGACUGUGAACUCAAGAACGCUUCAUGUCAACAACAGAAACCGCUUGAAAUUAAACACGAAGGACCUUGCAGUAAGUAUUGCUUCUUUGAUGUUUAAUGUUCUAAUGUCUUUCUUUAUGAUUUCAUUUUCCCUAUCCUUCUUUCUUUCGUUCUCUUUUUGCCUCCUUUGUCCCUUCCCUUUUUUAUUCAUUCCUUCUUUCGUUUGUUCAUACUUUCCUACCCUUCAUCCUUUAAUUCUUUUUUUAUUUAUUCUUUCUUUCUGUUAUUCCAUCCUUCUGUUUCUUCCUUCAUUCUUUCUGCCUUUCUUCCUCUCUUUCAUGUCAUCCUCCCUUUCUUCUUACUUUAACUCUUUUUUAUCCCUUCUUAUAUUUCUUCCAUUCAUCUAUUCAUUCUUCCAUUCUUACCUCUUUUCUUCCUUCCUUCCAUCCUUCAUUCUUUCCUGUUAGUUAAAACCGUAUUUUCUUUAUGCUAUCAACUCUCCAUAAUCUCACGAAACUAAUCUUUGCCAUUUCAGCGGAAUGUAAAUGUCCACCAUACGCUCAAUGUCGACGCGAUGAAAACAAUUUCAAGAAAUAUAAAUGUGUCUGCCCUCCGUCCAGCUCAGCAGAUCAGAGUAAAGUUUGUGGUAGCAAUGGAAGAACUUAUAUCAACAGACAAGUUUUGGAAAGAGAAUCUUGUGUUACUGAUAUAAAAAUAACUUCUUUAUAUGCUGGUGUUUGUAGUAAGUUUUUACCAACAUUAUUGUUAGUUUUUAGCCCAUGGCAUUUAUUGGACAAUUAAGUGCUAAUAGCGCUAUCCAGUAUAAAUACAAUAAGCUUGAGUGAUAUAGAACUGAUAGAUUUAUCCAAGGUAAAGUUGAGAAAAAAUUUGGAAAGAGAAAAACAUUGCACUACUCAAUCAAUAAAUUAGAUUUAUCAAUUAACUAAACACACUUGUAAGUAACCAUUUAAUUGUUAUAUUUUAGUUCCAUGUCGAGGUCGAGAAUGUUCUCACCAUGCAGAAUGUAUAGCUCGAGGUAAUCAAGGUAUAUGUCAAUGUCCUAAGAAAUGUCCAGACAAUAUUAAACCUCGAACAGUUUGUGCCAGUGAUGGAAAUACUUAUGACAAUGACUGUGAACUCAAGAAAGCUUCAUGCCAACAACAGAAACCGCUUCAAAUUAAGCACGAAGGACCUUGCAGUACGUAUUGCUUCGUUGAUGUUUAAUGUUCUGAUGUCUUUCUUUGUUAUUUCAUUUUUCCUAUCCUUUUUUUCUUCCUCCAUUAUGUGUCCCUUUUUCAUUUAUUUCUUCUUUCCUUUGUUCGUUUGUUUGUUCGUUCGCUCAUGCUUUCCUACCCUCCAUCCUUUAUUCUUUUUCUUUGUUCCGUCUUUCUUUUAUUCCAUCCUUCCGUUCUUUCAUUCUUUCUGCCUUUCUUCCUCUCUUACCUGUCUUCCUCCCUUUCUUCUUACUUUAACUCUUUUUAUACCUUCUUUUAUUUCUUCCAGUCAUCCUUUCAUCCUUCCUUUCUUUCUUACUACCUCUCUCCUUCUUUUCCUCCGUCUUUCCUGUUAGUUAAAACCGUUUUUCUUUUAUGCUAUCAUCUCUUCAUAAUCUCACGAAAUCAAUCUUUAACAUUUCAGCGGAAUGUAAGUGUCCACCAUACGCUCAAUGUCAACGCGAUGAAAACAAUUUCAAGAAAUAUAAAUGUGUCUGUCCUCCAUCCAGCACAGCAGAUCAGAGUAAAGUUUGUGGUAGCAAUGGAAGAACUUAUAUGAACAGACAGGUUUUAGAAAGAGAAUCUUGUGUUACUGAUACCAAAAUAACUUUUUUAUAUGCUGGUGUUUGUAGUAAGUUUUUUACCAACAUUACUGUUAGUUUUUAGCCCAUGACAUUUAAAUAGAUUUAGCUCGGCUAUAUUUUCUCCUAUAGUUAAUUUUCUCCUUGAUCUCUGAAGAUAGCUGAUAUAGAAAUGAUAGAGCUAUCCAGGGUAAAGUUAGUUUUAACUGAGCAAAUUCUGGGAUACAUUUUGGAAAGAGAAAAACAUUGCACCACUCAAUCAAUAAAUUAGUUUUAUCAAUUAACUAAACACACUAAAUGUGUUAAUAAACCAUUACCACUUGUAAGUAGCCAUUUCAUUGGUUAUAUUUCAGUUCCAUGUCGAGGAAGAGAAUGUUCUCACCAUGCAGAAUGUAUAGCUCGAGGUAAUCAAGGUAUAUGCCAAUGUCCUACAAAAUGUCCAGACAAUAUUAAACCUCGUACAAUCUGUGCCAGUGACGGAAAUACUUAUGACAAUGAUUGUCAACUCAAAAGAGCUUCUUGCCAACAACAGAGACCGUUACAAGUUAAGCACCAAGGACCUUGCAGUAAGUAUUUCUCGUUUGAUACUUGAUAUUUUAAUUAAGUCUUUUUUUAUUCAUUGUUCCCCCACUCCUUUCUUCCCUCAUUCAUUUCGCCCUUUCUUCCUUCUGUUUUUCUUUCUGUAUUUCUUUUUCUCCUUCCUUCCGCACUACCCUUGCUUUAUUCCUUCUUUCCUUUCUUCUAUCUUUUCCUCCUUGUUUCAUGUGCUUUUCUUUCCUUUCCUUUCUACCACCCUUCCUUCCUUUCUCCAUUUGUUCGAAGUUCCAACCUUCUUUCCUUUUUUCUUCCUUGUUUUCUUUUGCCAUUAAUUCACCAAUAAUUUUUCCUACUAUUCUUCCUUUUCCCUUCGUUUCUUCUUUCCUGUUAUUUUAACCAUUUCUUUGGCCUUCACCUUCCUCAGUAAUCAAUUUUCAAUAUUCUAGCGGAAUGUAAAUGCCCACCUUAUGCUCAAUGUCAACGUGCUGAAGAAAAUUUCAAGAAAUAUAAAUGUGUCUGUCCCACGUCCAGCUCAGUAGAUCAGAGUAAAGUUUGUGGUAGCAAUGGAAGAACUUAUAUCAACAGACAAGUUUUGGAAAGAGAAUCUUGUGUGACCGAUAUCAAAAUAACUGUUUUGUAUGCUGGUGUUUGUAGUAAGUUUUAACAAUGUUAAUUUUCGUUUAAGUUACUUUAUGAAAUUUUAAAAUGCUUGAGGCGUUGAUGACGCAGUGCUGCGUGUACCUUUCACCCCCGCGUCCCGAGUUUGAAUCCAAUUGCAUCCAUGACCAGCUUCUUGAUUAUAAUUUCGUCACAGGUAACCGUUAUGUAACCAUUUAAUUAAUAUUUCAGUUCCAUGUCGAGGUCGAGAAUGUUCUCAUCAUGCAGAAUGUAUAGCUCGAGGUAAUCAAGGUAUAUGUCAAUGUCCUACGAAUUGUCCCGACAAUGUUAAACCUCGUACAAUUUGUGCCAGUGAUGGAAACACUUAUGACAAUGAAUGUGAACUCAAGAAAGCUUCUUGUCAACAACAGAGACCGUUACAAGUUAAACACAACGGACCUUGUAGUAAGUAUUGCUUCUUUGAUGUUCGAGAUUUUAAUUAUGCUUUUUUCUUUCUUUCUCUCGUACAAACGUCCUUCCUUCCUUCCUUCCUUCCUUCAUUCUUUUAUUUUUCUUCCUUCCAUUGUCCGUUCUUUUUUCUGCCUCACAUAAUUUGAUCCGUUCUUCAUCCAUUCAUUUCUUCCCUUUCUGUCUCCCUUUCACCGUUCCCUUCCUUCUUUCUUUUUUCUACUUUCUUUCUUCCUCCGUUCAUUCCUUUCUUCCUGCCUUUCUUUUUGUUUUUCUUUCACCGCUCCUUUUUUCCAUUCUACCCUCUUUCUUUCCUUCAGUCCUUUCUUCUUUACACCACUCCUUACUUCCGGUCUACCUUCUUUUCGCUAUUUCCCUUCUUUUCUGUCUUCCUUUCACCGCUACUUUUUACUAGCUUCUUUACUUCGAUCCUUCUUCCUUUCAUUCGUUAUUCAUUUGUUCCUUCGUUCUUUCAUUUAAUCUUUAUUUUAUGUAUUCGUAUAUCAUCGAUCCAUGUUCCCAAUGCGGCUCCGUACUAUAAUCAAUGAACAAGUGUAUAUCUGCUCUUCAAAUGAUCACUAUUGAAACCACAAACAAUAAUACUUGAACUUUAUUUACAGACGUUUGUCACAACAACACAUGUGCACACUACUCAAACUGUCGAGCCACAUCGAAGCAAUCGUAUACCUGUCUUUGUCCUCGAGAAUAUUUCAGUCAAGUUAGCAAAGUUUGUGGCAGUGAUGGUCGAACAUAUCGCAAUGAAAAGACUUUACAACAGGAAUCGUGUCUCAGACAGGUUUCCAUUAAUGUGACUCACAAAGGUGUUUGUGGUAAGUUAUGGAACUGAAUAAUUAACUGAAUUCAAGUUUAUAAGUUUGAGGCAAUCAUGUAUAUUAGAAAACAUGUUUUGUUACUGUGGUUCGAAUAAGUACAUGUAAUCCCCGAGCAAAAUGAUUAAAGACCCAAUGUUUCGACAUCGUGACGAUGUUUUUGGUAUAUUGCAUGGUUAGAGCAUGUGGCCUGGUGGCUUUCAUCCCUGCGAACGACAUUCGAUUCCCGGAUAUUCGAUUAUGUAUCUGAUCAUCAUUUGGCCUCAAAUGCAAGCUGCCAGUUUGACUCUACUGAGCACAGCAGAUUUUCUCCAAGUAGUCCCGUUUCCUCCUGUGUUACUACUGGACAGGACCAAUAAAGGAUUAAUCUUCCUCAGUUCCUCUAUCAUUAAGGAAAACAAUUUAGAACCAAAUGAGUUAUCAAGCAUAAAGUCAGCCUUGUUUCCUCAUUUGGUAACACGAGAUUAGUAACGAGUCGAAUGCUCAAUAGCACUUCCUGAUGCUCUAAUGGGAACAGCGUAGAUGUGAUAGAGCUAUCCAAUAUUAAUAAAUUUAGUUUGGUUGAGAUUGCCUACUAUUGUAACAUGGGAGGAAGGAUUUUAGACAGAAAUGAUAGAUUGUGUCAGCAACACUUCCACAUGAGAGAGUUUGGCAAGAUAACGUUACAAAAACAGCGUCACGUGAAUCUAUAACGGGAAGACAUGUUGAGCAACCAUCUGUCACCACCACAAACUCAGUAUGUGCAAGAUGAUAUGCACACUGGCAAAAAGUGUCAAUUGCGCCUCCAUACUUCGUUCUCUUGCUCAAACUCUCUAGUCGUGGUGUUUUGAAAACGUGCCUACUGGGUUUUUUCUAGGUCCAUGCAGGGGCAGAUCAUGUGACUUCAAUGCGGAGUGUGUGGCUAUGGGUGAUGGCACCGCGUUGUGCCGCUGUCCAGAGCGAUGUUUCGCUGUCCCCAAGCCUGUGUGCGGUAGUGAUGGACAGACGUAUAAAGAUGAAUGUGAAAUGAAGAGAGCGUCUUGUAUUAAGAAGCAGCCUAUCACGCCUGUGAAUCAGGGAGAAUGCCGUAUGUAUUUUGAGGGUUUAUUUUUCUUACAAUACUGAUAUGACAAGACGGUGUUGUGUUUUGUAUUGUAAAAAGUCAAUAAUAAUUCAUGAAGAAAAUUCAAAAGGAAUCAAUGUUUAAUUGACGUGUUGUAUACACAUAUACAAAAUUCUCCUGAUUUACAUAAACCUUUUUCUCGAUUUUCAGUUAAAAUUACUUCUUUUUUAAUAGUUUCUUAAAACAUAGCCAUUGGAAUUAUUACGUUUCACAAGUUAUUAAUAGCAUUUGCGUCCGCGCUCUACCAUGCAGAUAUAAAAUUGAGUGGUUAUGGGGCCCCCUUUCCAAAUUAAGGCCACUCCUUUCCAAAUUAUACAUGUCCCCCCGUUCACAAAUUAAGUGGCCUUCCUUUCCAAAAUUAGGACUUCCUUGGUUCCCAAAAUAAGCCCCACCCUCCAAAUUAGUUGACCUUAUUUCGAAAAUAAGAGGGGCUUUCGAAAAAAAUUAGGAAAUACAAAGCUCAAUGUGUCUGAACCUUGCAUUCGUUCUAUUACAAAUUUCAAAAGAGUUGUCGAUUAACAACAAAAACAAAUUAAACUAUAUCCCUGAAUGUAAUUGAAUGAAUAUUAUCUACCACAUACAAUAUAAUGAAAUGAAUAUAAUGAAGUGAAUAAAUAUUUUCUGCCGGUGGACCGUUGCUGCACGAUAUUUAUAAAACCUACGUUUAAACUGACUACUUCUUCAAAUAUUCUAGCCACUCCACCCGAAGACGUCGACAUCAUUUACGCUCUGGGCUCGAUCGACAAAAACCACGGUCCCUUGUUUGAAAUACAGAAAAAUAUCACGAAAGCAAUUGUCGAGCAACAGAGUUCUCCGGAAACAAAACACGGUCUCAUUGUUUUUGGAAAAGAUACCAAGGAAGUUAGUCCUUUGGAAAAUUUUAAGAACGAACCAGAACUUGUCGAAAAGCUGCAGGGUUUGAGAUGGCCAUCCGAAGCAAAACGAUUAGCACCUCCAUUUGAGAAAGGCUCUCAGAUAUUUAAGGAACAAGGUAAUAAUACUGAAAAAGUCAUGGUAUUGACCGAGAUAUGUGUCACGAUUUAGGAACAGUUACUACGUUUGGACUUUUAGGAUUAGAGAAAGCCUUAGAUUUAGGAUUAAGAUUAGAGUUAGGAUUAGAGUAAGGGUUAGGGUCAGGGUUAGGUUUAAGUUUAAAAUACAAAAGAGUACAAAAUACCAAAGUGUAAAGAUGGUAGCUCUUCCUAAAACGUGACAAGUAUAGGUUUAAAUGAGAAAAUACGCGAUUCCAAUUUGGUAACUUUUGCACCAAGUGAAUUUUUAUUCAACUGGCCCCAGGACGGCAGCAAUACCCAUAUUGCUGAAAUAUAUACCGAAAUAUCUAUUGCAUUUGAAUUCAUAUCAGUUAGAUACAUGCUUAUUAUUGCUGCGCCCCAUACAGAAUCGUACAUUCUAAUUCAUAAGAUAAUAAGCGCCAUUUGGUUUACCAAUUUGUAAUAACAUUUACUAAUAGUUGCUCUUCUGCCUCCACCUCCAUCUUUGUACGGCCAUUGAAUAGUCUAUGAACGUCGUAGGUAUAUAACGCCAUCAAUUCUUCUUUAAGGUCGUCCAGGUUCGCGAAAAUUCCAGGUCAUAUUCAUAACUGGGCAGCUGGACAGUCCGACUGACCCAGUCCCUCUCCAGAAGGCAGCGAAAAAAGUGCAUGAUUCAGGAGGCAAGAUUAUCGCAUAUAAAUUAAAUGAUCUCGCCAGCGAUGUUAGAGUCAUACCUAAAGAUCAGAUCAUCAAGGUUAGCGCGAAAGAUGACCCAUGGAGAUUGGCAAUGCUGUUUGAUUUCCAGACAAGAAAAUGUGAGAAAUAUAUCUUUAUUAGAAUUGAAUAAUUCUUGUUCCACAGCUUCUUUACAAGGACUUAAAUUGCAAAACAAAUGUAUGGCUCAAUUCUUUCCGUCAAUUUCCCACUCCCGGGCAAAUAAAGAAGGUCAAUUCCCCACCCCGCGAAAAACAUUCCCAAAACAUUGCGCACAAACAUGUUAACAUAAUUUCACAAAGCCAAUCUCACUGACAUUCGUGGUUCCACCAGCAAUUCUGUCGCCGAUUAUUCUCCUCCUGGAAAAUGUGAUCGAAUGAAUGGCAUGCAAAUGACUUAGAAUUGUUUACUUCUUGUGUGCGCGUUUGUCGGUUUGCCAAGUCAAAUCCGAGCGGUCUUUGUAGUUCAAUGACUUAGUGCUCCUAUCCCUAACCCUACUCCUAACCCUAACUAUAUUCGAUUGUGAAUUUGACUCAGACGUUUGACUCGGGUUUGGAAUUGACUCGGAUUUGACUUGGUAAAUGGAUUUACUCUUUUGUGUACGAAUUUACUCAUUAAUUUGCAUCCGUCAGAAACACAAAAUCGCUGACAAAAUUGCUAGUGUUAAUCAGGCUUAAGGCUAUUAAAAGUUUUUCUUGCAACUUGCAACGCGAUUUCUGAUCAACAGGCAUGUUUAAGUAUGUAAGAAAACAAAUAACAGGAUAUUGUAACAGGAAAAACUUGACCAUGCAUAAGUUUAGCUAUAUUUCUACUGUAUAUAUACUGAAUGUCAGUAAAGACCACUCCUUUCCUAGGUUUACCGUAAUUAUAAUUUCGGAAAAAGGAACCUAUAGUUAGGGAACAUGUUUGACUGACUAUCUAAUUUUUGAAAAUGUCUUUCAGCUCCUUGUGAGAUUCUCAACUGCCAAAAUUAUGCAAUAUGUAAAGCACCAGCCAAUCAGCAGGUUCGUUGUGAAUGUCCCACGUGUCCAAAACGUAAAGAUCCCGUAUGUGGAAGUGAUGGAAAGACAUACGAUAAUGAAUGUGAAAUGCGCAGAGCCUCGUGUUUGGCAGCGAAACCAUUGAGUGUGAAGUCGAAAGGAAAAUGCGGUAAGAUAUUGGCUUUCACACACCCAAGUGACCUAACCUCGAGAUGUGAGAUCCGAUUGGCAGUACCUUAUCUAAUAAAUUACAGUUGUCAAACCUUAUCGCUACAACUUACGAAAUUCUGACAUAAACCUAAAUCUUCCUUUUCCUGAAACGGAAUAUGUAAAAGAGAGUAUUAUAGGUUUUACAGAGGUGCCAAAUUAUAUAAUUCACCAGUUGAAAUUAGAAACGCUGAGAGCUUAGCAAAUUUUAACUCGCUUCUACGUGCAACUAGCCUGAUAUAAUUUCAUUUGUCACAAAGCAUAAGCCAGUACUGUCGCAAGCAAAUUGUUAUCGGGGGGGGGGGAGGAGGGGGCAUUCUACCUGAAAUUUGAUUUGUUUUUUUUGGCUCGACAACUAAUUGCGUUGCGAAUUUAAUAUUUUUGUUGCGGCUUAAAUAUUUCUUCAUUUUUUUUUCAGAAAAACAAGAGGAAAGCGUGGUUUUCGUCGUGGGCUCUGGCGGUCCAAAUGCGCAAAAAGUCUUCCAACAUCAAAAGGAAGUUGUCAAAGAAUUUAUCAACAACAAAACAAAACCAAACACAACUUUUACCGUCAUCACUUAUGGUCGAGAUACAACCAAAACCUGGACUGUGAACGAACCGAAUAAAGAAAAACGGAAUAAACGUAUUGACUCUGUAUCCUGGAAUGGCCACGGAACAAGUCUUCACUUGGGAUUGGAAGAAGCUUAUGACGUACUUCGAAAGAAAAAGCCCAAGACUCGAAAACGGGUUUAUAUUUUCGUUACUCCAGUAGCAAAUGUUGGAAGCGAGCCGGUUAAAAAAGCUGCGAGUAAACUCUUGGACGAUGGAACAGAGUUGAUUACGAUUCUAAUAACAGAUGGUGACGGAGAGAAAGGGAAGAAGGUUGUACCGAGGACCAAGUUUGUGGUGAAGAGUCGUGUUCGUGAUGAUCCAAAAAGAUUGGCGCAACUGUUGGUCAUUACGUUUUAUUUUGGUAAGAUAUUUGGACUUGAACCAUUUGCAUUAUAGACUAAAUUUUGAUCUAAACAAGUCUAGACAAAAAUUUCAUAACAGCUUGAAAGAGCAUCACAAAAUUAGUAAUAUUCCAAAGUUUCGUUGCGAAAUGUUGUAAAAUGCGGAUAAUAUAGCCUUGCGAAGUUUGCCGCCUUUCAGUCAUUUUGCAUUACCCGGGGGGAAAUUGACAGGCCAAUACCCUUUGGGGCUGUCAAUUUCCCGUUUGUAAUAGAAAAUGACUGAAAAACGGGAAAAUUCGCAAGGCUUUGUUAUCCGCAUUUUACAACAUUUCGCAACGAAACUUUGGAAUAUUAUUAAUUUUGUGAUGCUAUUUCAAGCUGUGAUGAAAUUUUUGUCUAGACUUGUUGAGAUCAAAAUUUAGUCUAUAAUGCAAAUGGUCCAUUGCAGCAUAUUUGUUCCUGGUGAAGCGAGGAUGGGAUUUGGCAGUCGCCAAUUUUUUUUGCCAAGAUAAAAAAAUUAGGGAAAUGGGAAUUGUCUAUUCUGGUCGCCUACGCACGUAAAAAUGCACAGGUUGUAACAAACCUACAGCAGAUUUGUAGCAGUACUGUUCCAACAACUUGUCAACAUGAUGUGCUCGCACUGCUUGUUGACAACUUGCCACAAGGUUGUUAUAAAAACUUGUUAUCGCCCUGCAAUUCAACAAUUUGUCAACAUGUUGUGAGUGGCAACCUUGUAGCAACUUGAUAAAAUCACAGCAUUGUUGCAACUUGUUGACAAGCUUGCUGACAAGUUGUGAGAUUUUUACGUGUGUAGUCCUCUACUGUGUAAAGGCCCGUUUCCACUUGCAAAUUUUGCGAUUUCUAGUGCGAUUUUCUUCUUCUGAUGAUGGAUGUGAACGAGUAGAUGAGUUACGAAUGUUCUAGGAUCCACUCGUUCACAUCCAUCAGAAGAAGGAAAUUGCACCUGGAAUUGCAGCAAAAAGGGUUAAGGUGGCUCGAUAUAGUUAUCACAAAAAACCCUGCUCAAGAAUCGCGAACUCAAAACCGGGUGACCAUUUUUACGCGCAUGUCGCGGAAACUGAUUAACAAAAUGAGAGAACUUCCAAAAUGACCUGACGUGAGCAGUUGCUCGCGCCAUAUCACGCCAUUGCGCAUGUUCUAUAGCGUUUUAUAUCAAUUGCUGACGUCAUUAAAAUUUUCCAUUUUGGAAAAACAAUGCGCUAUAUCUAUUUUGUCUGGUGACCUAUGUUCAAAUUUUGCAUGCUGUAUUGCACCGCUAAAAUCUUUCUUUAUACGAAAAAUAAAAAAAUUCUGUAAUGCCAACAAAAUUUUACCGAAGAAUACGACAUUUUCGCAUUUUCCAAAAAAAUGGCAUUACAGAAUUUUUUUAUACUUUGCUAAUUGUUAGCUUUUCGUCGAAGUAAAAUAAUGCACGAAAAAAAUUGUGGGUCACCAUGCUUUUUUUCCAACUAUACGAGACGAUAGGCCAUUUUGGAGUGAAUUUCGUACACGUAUGUCGUCAUAGCAACGAAUUAUCUGUUGCUAAAACUAAUAUAAUUUGAAAGUAGAGUUAUCAAAAUAUAUAAAAAACCCAAUAUCUGCUGAAUAAAUCCUAAAAAUGCGUAGUUUGAACAUGUCAAAGUGUUAGACACCUGAAUUUUUGAAAACUGUAUCGAGCCACCUUAAACGGGGCUUAAUAAGAGCAACUAAUGCAAUUAUAUAUUUUGCCCAUGCAUGAUUUAUUAACCAUGCUUAUGUCAUUCUUGCCUCUCUAGAUCCUUGUGUUAGACUCAACUGUAGCAAGUAUUUCGGCUCAUGCGUACUAUCAAUACACAGUGCACCUGAAUGUAAAUGUCUUCAUGACUGUGGCUACCAAGACCGCCCUGUGUGUGGUGAAGAUAAAAAUACGUAUUUCAGCGAUUGUGCUCUCAUGAGAGACACCUGUAUACGAGAAAUACCAAAUAAUGUCAAACACCAUGGACAGUGCAGUAAGUGGACAUUGUUUUACACUUAAAGAACAUUGGCAAUAAAAAAAUAGUGCAUGUGUCUCAUUCAAAAGAACUCUUAAAAUUAUAUAUUAAACUCUAUUACCGAUUUGUCAUAUCUUGCUUAGUUCUCGAAAUAUUUGGAUCGAAAUUAAUGAGCUGUUCGCCAUCUUGGACGAAUUCUUGACCUCAUUAACUAUGGUUUUGAUGACGUCAGGAGUUAGGUUAACCAUAUAAAACUACUCCAAAAUGACCGGGUAACAAUCCAAAAUUGUUUGAAAUGUUUUUAAUAUCAUUUCUAAAUUUCAGACAGCAACCAGAAACGAAGUUUUGGACCCAUGUUGAUCGCUUAAUCUCAAGAUAAAAAAAUUAGCGUGACCCCUCUCUUGACGUAACAUGCAUAUCCUCAAUAAUCCAAGAUGGCGAACAGCUAACUUUUUUCAGUCGAAAUAUUUUGAAAACUAAGCAAGAUAUAAACAAUCUGUAAUAGAGUUUAAUAUAUAAUUUUAAGAGUUCUUUCAAAUGAACUAAACUAAUUUUUUAUUGUUACUGAGGUCAUUUAUAUAACGGUCCGUUGAAUGGUAUACUACCAAGAUUUAGUAAUUAUAAAUUAAAGAGUUUUUAUAUUUAUUGCGAGGUACAUAUCUGUAUAGUUUCACAUAUCUGUCGUUUCAGAACACUGUCACAACUUGAACUGUCCUCCGUACAGUAAAUGUAUGUUAAGCAACUCGGGACAACCGUACUGCGCAUGUCGUGAUGUCUCAAAAUGUCCGCGAGAGUACAAGAGGUAUUGCGACCAAGACAAGAAGGUUUAUAGAAACUUAUGCGUGCUCAAAGCUGAAGCAUGUACGGCCAAUAAAACCGUCAAGAUUGCUGAUGCAAGUAAUUGUGGUACGUAUUUUGUUGAAGUCAUUGUUUGAUAUAACUAAACACUUGACCAUUCUAAAGUAAAUAAGUAAACUGUAUUUCAGUAAACUUAGCAUUGUAUUAACGCUCUUGUAAGCAUAUUUAUAACUUCAUUAUUUAACAUUUGUUUUCUGAUUUUAGCUGCCCGAUUUUUCUCCGAAAAUUCAUAUAUGAGCCUACGAUCCCCGUACGAUCUCCGUGGUGAUAGAACAGAGUUGGUACUUCAUGUUCGCCCAAUGAAAGACACAGGAGUAUUGUUUUAUACAGACUCCGCGAGUUCUACGGAUUUCCUGGGCCUAGCUUUAAAGGAUGGUUAUCUUGUCUACCGGUUAGUUUAAUUCUAAUCUACUUCGACGUUUACCAUACAAUACCAUAGUGACACCAUAGUGAUACCAUACCAUACCAUACCAUACCAUACCAUACCAUACCAUACCAUACCAUACCAUACCAUACCAUACCAUACCAUACAAUACAAUACAAUACAGUACAAUACAAUACAAUACAAUACAAUACAAUACAAUACAAUACAAUACAAUACAAUACAAUACAAUACAAUACAAUACAAUACAAUACAAUAAAAUACCAUACCAUACCAUACCAUACCAUACCAUACCAUAUCAUAUCAUAUCAUAUGUCAUAUCAUAUCAUACUAUACCAUAUCAUACCAUAUACCAUACCAUACCAUAUCAUAUCAUAUCAUAUCAUAUAUAUAACCAUGGCGGUAUGGUAUGGUAUGGUAUGGUGUGGUAUGAUAUGUCAUACCACACCAUACCAUACCAUACCAUACCGCCAUGGUUUUAGUCGUGGUUUUAUGGCUGAACUGCCUGAAAAAGAUUAAUAUAAAAAAAAUACAAUAUACUAUAUCUAAUGAAAAAAUUGCCGUUAUUCUCGCACUCUGAUAUCUGGCUAACUCUCGUUGACCACCAUCUGUUGCACUACUAUUCAUAUUUUACUGUUUCAUAUUUCAGGCAUGACGUUGGGUCGGGCCCAGUGGAAGUAAGAAGCGAUGAAAGGCUGACAAUGAAUCGAUGGCAUAAAAUUAGAAUCGUACGACGCGGAAACGCAGCUGACUUCAGUGUAGAUACGACUACGGCGAGGAAUAAAAGAUCGAUCACUCCAAGUUCCAUCUUGAAUGUAGACGAUCGCGUUUAUCUUGGGGGACUGGAAGCAAGGAAAGGAAGGUAUAGUCAUUAGACCAGUCAUUAAUCUAUUUUCUGUGACGAUUUGAUGGUCUGGAAACCACCCGGCAAACUUCGAAGACAUAAAAUAGAAGACCUUUGUUUAAUGUUGAACUGAACAUCGCCGUGUACAACUCUAUUUCAUUAAUUAAAUACCAGUGGUGUCAAGUAACGAAGUAAAUGUACUUCGUUACUGUACUUGAGUACUAUUUUAGAGAAGUCAGCAUGUAACAAAGUAAACUUUUUCUGGAGUACUUUUACGUGGAGCGAAGUCUUUUAAGAAGUAACGUUUUACUUCGUUAUUUUCAUUUUGUGGCGAAGUAUUUCGUUACUUUCUAACUUUUGUUUAAUUUUACGUAAUUCACUUUAAUUUUGGGAUAGGUAAUGGGACCUCUACAUGUGUCUGGGAUCUCUCGUUUGUGGCUUACUUAUAAGUAUUAUUUAUUUAAUGAGUUUCUUAUAUCUUCAACGGGGUCUGGAAAGUAGACCAUGUCAUGAUAUAUUGCAUAUUUAUAAUGCGUGUGCCGUAUUUUUUUUAUCUCAAUAUCCAUAAAUGGAGAAGUCCCCUCCCUACACGCUACAGACAAUAGUACUUUUACUUUGUACUUUAAGUAUUUUUUAAGGAUACUUUGUACUUUUUACUUAAGUACGUUUUGCCUCCAGUACAUACUUUUUACUCUUACUCAAGUCGUUUUAUUGUCAAUUACUUCUACUUUUACUCGAGUACAAAUUCAAAGUAAUUUAGGCACCACUGUUAAAUAAUAAUCUUCAUCGUGCUAGCACGUUUCAUCUCAGCUAUCCCUAUUGGACGAUUACUUCAUCAUACAAAAUGCAAUGAGUUCAAUCACAAUUAGCUUAAACCCAGAAAAAACAUUACACAAUGACCUCUGUUCAGUUUCCACACCAUCAUAUCUUGAUAGCCUAUGAUCAAUCGAACAAUCCAGUAUAAAUAAAGUUGCUUUAGGUUUCAUCCUGAAUAAAAGUGGAUCAAUAAAGGAUGUCCUUUACCGUACUGUACCUUUAGGAAGAACAGUUUACAACUGAUAGAGCUGCUUGCUCCAAACAAUGUUUGUUUAGUCCAGCUUAAAACAACCGUCAACCGAACAACCGCGGUUGAUAAGUAGUGUUUUUCUGCCUUAGACUAGAAAAGAGUCUUGGAAUAUCAGCUGGCUACCACGGGUGCCUAAAAGGUCUUGUAUUGAAUAGCGAACAAUACGAUUUGCUGUAUCCUGGGAAACAUGUCAUACGUCAGCAAAAUGUGCGAAGUUGCGCCGACAAUCCUUGUGAAAAGCGGCCUUGCGAAAAUGGUGGGAAAUGCCUGUUUUCGGGAGAGUCGUACAGAUGUCUAUGCCCGCGAGGAUUUGUGGGUAGACGUUGUCAGGGCAAAGGUAAAGUAUUACAGUGAUGUCUAUGUAAGAAAGACAUCUGUCCAUCUGCACAUGCAGACUGUAUAUUAGCCAAAUGCAAGGUAUAGAGGGUCAAUCAAAUGCUAGUAGCAACUGCAGACAUUAGCAGGUGGAUUGGUAAUUAGCAGACGCUUACAGCUAGUUCACCUAAGACAAUACUACCCAGACGCAAUGUAUAGAAAGUCAAUCAAAUGGUAUAGUAGUUACUGCAGACGCUAGCAGAUGGACAGGUGUUUACCAGGAUACUUACCGAUGGUGCACUAACGCCGUCUUGUCCACAAUCAAUGCCAAGAGGGUUUAGGAAAUGCUAUAGCAUCCAUUGCAGAUACAAGCAAGUCUAGCGAGUGGACAAGUGGUUAACAUAUAUUUACAAAUGGUGACAGUUAAGAGAGACAUACCAAUAAGACGGAAAAAACUUAAAAGAACUUUUUGUCUAAUUAAUUAAAACUAGAUAUAGUUAAAGCGUGUAUUUCAAUUGAGCAUUUUAUACUGUACUACCUAAGGUGGUCAAAUAUAAUGAAAUUUAAGGAAGUGAGAAAUGUUUCUUGCCAUCAAACACCAGGACCGGUUGUUCGAUCCCCGAUAAGCUAAAUCCUAUGUUAACCUAAAAUUCAAAGCGAACUUCCCAACACCUUGUUUAUAAAUUUGGAAAUAUUUCUUUAGAAAUUUUGUCUGGAUCAGUAGGAGCUUUCUUCUCUGAAGUUUUGAAAUAAACAGACGUGCAGAAAUGCAUAAACUAAACAGCAGAUUAAAUUUUAACCCAGGGCUAGCGCUAAUCUAGCGGUAAUCCAGCUUUGAAAAACCGACCCCGGGACAAAACUGAUAUGGCUUUCCUUUUAGUGCUGCACUGUCACACUUUGUUAAUGUGGAAUUCAUUCUAGUCCAUUUUUAUUCCAAUUUCAACAUAUUCUAUUUUUCUUUGAUCAGAUCGUGCGGUUUAUCUCCAAGGAAGUAGUUCUUAUCUUGCUGUUCCUGCGAUGAAGGGGAGAUGGCUAUUCACGUUAUCUAUGGAAAUUAGACCCAAGGAAAGAGACGCUUUGAUAUUUUCUGCCACUGCUCGAAGUUAUGGCGAGGAUUGCUUGAUUUUCGAUAUGAAUGAUGGACGUUUGGAACUGCGGUAUGUUCUUAGAUACUUGGUCUUGGAUAUGGAACUAUGGGAAUAGCAGGGAUACAUUUACGGAGGGAAGGGGGGAUAGGGAUGCGCUCUCCUCCCAGCCUUGGAAAAUGGGGUAUGUGCAACGGGGUGCCAAUUUCGUUAUCAAACGCGAUAACAAAAACAAAAGUGGAAUUGAGACAAAAUUAGAUGGUAACAUGAUUGUGAAUUGUCAAGCAAGACUUCAGACUAGUACCUUGUUGCCGUAUAACUCACUCACUCUAGUAGUUCUUCGACGGUCGCAAUUGGAUUUAGCAUUUUCUUUGACAAGUCAAGUUUUAGUACUGACUCGUGCGCAUGGUCAUAUUUUUAGCCUGCAUGGUUUGAUCUUUCUCAUCAUCCGAAAUAUACAACAUUUUAGAACUGAAAACAUGCGGAGUGAUUAUUAGAGAAUACUUAUGAUUUAUAUCUGGUACAAGUAUAAACUAUUGUAAACUGGCCGUUGAGAAAGAUCGUGACUCUAUUUUUUUUUUUUUGAGAAAUUUGGUGUUAUAUUCGUAAAGAAAUAAUUUGAUUCGAUAAAAAUUAAUUUGUGUCAAUAACGUCCAUAUUAGUCAUAAAUGGUAUUCAGUAUAGAAAACGAACUUAACAUUUAUUUAAAUCAAUAGGACUUUGUAUCAGAUAUACAAGCCCCUUCGUGUUCUCAUGAUUACCUUUGUGUUUUUUUCGUAAAUUAUUAAUGUGAUUUCAACUUACACUUAAAUUUUAUUGUAAUUACUUAUCAUCGAAAAUUACAAGCGAAACAAGUUGAUGUCCUCGACAGUUAGUUUAAUUUUGAUGUUCUUUUCUAGACUGAACGUAGGAACAGGACUCAAUAUAUUCCGUACAAGUCAGAGAUUGGCACUGCAUGUCUGGCAUAAGGUAGCCAUCACCAGGGAUAGCGAUGGAGUGAGUUUGAUCGUAGAUGACGAAGUCAUUCAUAUGACCAGCAAACCUAGUUCUCUGGGUGUACGUUUGCGCGGAAAUAUGACUUUUGGAGGAAUUAUUGAUGCCUUAGACAGGUAAGGAAUAUAUAUAUAGUGGAUAUUACACGGCAGCGCGAAGAUAUGACUUUAUCUUCCAGUGUUUUUAACACGAGAAGAUGAAAGUCAUAUCUUCAAUAAGCCACCGUGUAAAGUUCUGUUUAUUAUAUAGUCCAAACCAAAAAAUUGUGAAAUUUCACGCUCAAAAGCAAAUUGUCAAAUUGUCACGUGAUCAAUAUCUUCACUAGUGAAGAUAUGGAAAAUAUCUCCCUUGGAAUUUUUCAGUAUCUCACUCUCUACUAUAUAAUAAAUAUAUAUAGUUCCUUGCUGUUAGCCAGCGUGGUUAGAUGCCCAAUAUUCUGAUAUGUACCCAUUCCCCUCUCUGUUGAAUUAAGUUACACGAGAUCAACAAAAGAUGUGCCUAAUACUGGAGCUCUUGAGAGAAUAUUUUUGGUAGAACUGAAAGAGCUAUCUAUAUUGUGUAAAUAAUUAGUGUAAUAAUAUAUACUCCUUUUAAUGAAAUGUCAUUCGCCAUUUUAUUCAUUCAUUUAUCUUUUUUUUCGUAGAAUUCUCGUGCGCUCUAAUACUGGUUUCCAGGAAUUCGCCUUUACUGGAUGUUUAAGAAACAUUAUCUUUACGGAUUACAUCAUCGACUUAAAUAAUCCAAGCGAGGACUUAGCUAGAUAUUCAGGGGUAAAGACUUGCACGUCUUGUGUUGGUGAUCCAUGCGGUUCCCAUGGCAACUGCAUCAGCCAAUCUGACAUGACAUUCAAGUGUGCCUGUUUCGAGAACUUUGUCACGGAUCUAUGUGAAUUCAGAGGUAUAGUAUAAACUGAACUGAACUAAACUCAUUUGAUUUAUAUACUGAGUAACUCCAUCAUGGUCAGUUCUAAACUAUUCUCCCUAGAGGUCUAGUUAAGAGCAUUCCCAUUUUGAGUAGUGAAAGUUUUACCACAUUAGGAACUAUCAUUUAUAUUGAGUUUUUAUAUUCUGUUAGCUCUAAAUUGUUCUCCCUAGAGGUUCAGUAAAGACCAUCUUUUAUCGAUCCAGUAUUACUUCAAGGAGAAACGAGAGUAUAUAUACUAACUUUAUAAAUAUGAAUAGCUCUAUCAGUUCCAAACUCUUCUCUCUUGAAUGUGCAAAUAGGGCAUUUCCUUUCGAUCCAGUUUUACAACCGAGGAAGAGUAUACCCGUAGGAAACCUACUGUUUUUCAGUUUUUGGUUGAGGCAAACCACUGAACUACGAAACGUCUGUUCUAAAAAUGGAUCAGUUUUGCUUCUAAAUAUAGCUCUUCCCCUUCCAUUGACUUUCUCAUUGACAAGUAAAUUCAUGUAAAUAAAAGCCAAGCACCUAUUUGAUAGUUUUUAAUCUUCACUAUUAACAUGUACACUUUAAUUUCUAGAGAAACCUCUGAAGUUCAAGUCGAUGGAUUCCUACAUAUCUUUCCCUCUCCUGCAAGGAAAUGAAAACUUCAAAAUAUCUUUAGAAAUUAAGCCUGAAAUACCAAAUGCACUUGUUCUCUACAUGAACGGCAAGUAUAACCAAGACCACUUUGCUAUUGCAAUCAUCGAUGGAAUAUUACAGUUAAGGUUAGUAUGGAAAAGUCAGACGACGACUGUUGAAACCAUAUAUCAAAUUAUUCUCAUAAUAGACAAUUCCCAUUAUAGACUAAUUUUAAAACUAGGCAAGGAGACUCCAAUAAAUCACCCCAGCUAGAAAGAGUAAACUAAAAUUAGUAAAUUUGCAAAGUUUGGUUGUGAAAUGUUGUAAAAUGCGGAGAAUAUAGCCUUGCAAAGUUCGCAUAUUUUGUAUACUUUUGUAUUGCGUGCGGAAAUCGAUCCUACCACAUUUAGGCCGAGAAUGGUCGCAGGCAAUACAAAAGUAUACAAAAUUUGCGAACUUUGCAAGGCUAUAUUUUCCGCAUUUUAUAACAUUUCGCAACCAAACUUUGCAAAUUUACUCAGUUGUUGUGAUUUAUUUGCAUCUCCUUGCUUAGUUUUAAAAUUAGUCUAUAAUGGGAAUUGUCUAUUAAUUAUUCAUGAUUUCGGAUAGAAACGUAAAACACUAAAAGCAGGAUCGGAAAACAUAUAAAAUGUGAACGAAAUAACUAUAAAAUAAACUAAAUUUUUAAAAUAAACUAAGUCUUUCUUGAUUGACCACAAUCUAAAACUAUAGGUAGAGUUAGUUUAGUUUGCUGUACUUUCUCAGCAAAGAUACAUAUACCAUUGUCUGUGAAGAUAUGAUUGUCUGUAUAAGCAAGGCAAACAUCAAGCACACAAAAUAGAAAUCGAAAGCGUUUAUUUAAUGUUGAACUGUACCUCGCCGUGCACAAAUCCUUUGUCUCAACUUCAUUAAAUAUUUGUAGAUGUUGUCAUGUAAUAUAUGAACAAUACGAGCGAGUGUUUCACCGGGAUUUCAUACAUUGUUUUCUCGUCUUUGGAUAUCCCGAUGAAACACUCGCUCUCGCUGUUUAUAGACUUUAUAUGGCUUCUCAAAUGAAUCGAGACGUAACAGAAUGUUUUCGUUUGCUGAUUUAAAUAGAAUUCUUAACAUAACGUAAUUAGGAAUUCUAUUCAAGUAAUUUUCCAUGCGUAAUUACGAUAUUUGAUGAAAACACUAGUGACUUUUACCAAGUUUCACCGGGUUAUCCAAAUGACAUCUUUUGAUCAAAUAGGUGAUUAUCAUUGGCUGAAUUGCUCAUGAAUUAUUAAUGAAUUUGAGAAGUAUAGUUGUUUCAUCUGCUAUAAUUUUCUCCUGUGUUAACACUGGAUUAAUACUGGAGAUUCUAAGGACUAAGAAGAAGAAGAGCAGUUUUAUCUUAGUUCCAUGCGAGAAGAGUGCUUUUAGUUUGACCCUACCAAGCCAGCGCCGCAGAUGCCUUUUAAAUGUUCGUCCAUGUUUCGUAAACAAGACUCUACCAAGCAUCACAGGUUAUUUCUGGGUUGUCUAUGGAGAAGACUUUAUAACCGAUAAAGCUAUCCACUGCAGACAAAGUUAAUUAAUUGAGUUAAACAAUUCUCUCUUUUCAAAUACAGAAUGAAUGCAGGUGGUGGUCAGGUCAUAGCACGCUUUGUGCAGCCACUGGCCCUAUCUACGUGGCACAAGAUCGACGUGGAAAGAAAUGAGAGAAGAGUGACAAUGACUUUAAAUGAUGGCCUGGAAACGACAGGUGUCCUUUCUGGACGUUUUACUGUCCUCGAUUUUCAAGGCCAAAUGUUCGUUGGCUAUCCAGGUACUCCUGUCGGAAGGUGAGUUUGUAUCAGACAUAUUUCGCUAUUCUGGUUUAAAUAAAAGGAUGUAAUUCCCGAACAAAUUCAUGACUCAAGACAACAGGCGAAUUUUAUCAAGCAUAAAAGCUCUGCACACGAUUAAACAGACAUACCUUAUUGGAUAAUUUGCCUAACGAAUAUUAAAAAGUGUUCUUGACAAUUAGUAUUUUUGUGUCAUUCUUACAAAUAAUUUACUCAUUAAACGUAGCUAAGCAAUUACUUAUGAAUUAUUUAACAAUUAUUUUACCUAUAAUCAUUACUUCAUUCGCAAUUAAUUAUCAAUUGAGAUUAACCGAAUUUGAACUUCGACAAUUAUUAUGUUUUUAGAAUCAUUGCCAGAGAGCAGGUUCCAAUCGCAUACCUACAGUUUAUCGGAUGUUUCCGAAGGUUCUACGUGAACGAACGAAGAUACAACCUGGCGUAUCCGAUGGGAGAUAUUCUUAAACAAAUUGAUGUUGAAGAUUGUGACGCCAGUUAGUCAUAAUACAAUGCCCAGCGGGUAAACUUUCUAAGCAUGCGCUAGCAAGGGAAAAGAGAGGGAAGA